Molecule: messenger RNA, 59317 nt
Organism: Rhopalosiphum maidis (corn leaf aphid)
Lineage: Eukaryota; Metazoa; Arthropoda; Insecta; Hemiptera; Aphididae
Product: titin
Exons: 109
Coding region: 341-58927 (19528 amino acids)
Molecular function (GO): protein binding
Source: RefSeq, a predicted model, not a curated record
GAGUGAAUAUCGAAAAGAACAACAAACACGAUACCACCGUCGUACGCAUACUUAGCGAAAGAUAUUUUCGGAAAUCACUUAUAUACACGUAUAGAGAGCGUGGAGAACCUGUGCGAGACAACUCAGAUCGCGGGUGUCAAUUAAUAUAAUUGUUUAAACCUGUGUCACGUGCGUUUUCUACUCAGGUUUUCACCGUUUUCCGUUGGACUGUCUUUUAUGUUUUAAUUUUUUUUUUCAAUUCGUUUAACGCGUGUGGAAUCGCCAGGAUAUAAGAGCCAGUGAACGAUUUUGGUAUUGACCGACCGUCCUGCCGGGGCGCGAGGAGACUUGUGCGUUAGUCAUGAACCAACAACAACAGCAAAAACAGAUUACCACCACCUCCACCUCCUCGAUGUCCAUGGGACAGAGGAGCGUGAACCGUACCGAACAACAGGUCACGAGACAAUUCACGCAGACUACACAGAGACAAGUUCACGAAGGAUUUAUUGUACACCAGUCUACUCCAAAAUUUGGAAAUGACGCUGCUCCGCCAGUAUUUGAACAGAUAUUCAAAAACGCCAGAUUCGCCCAAGGGGGAAAUGCCGUUUUUGAAGGAAAGGUUACUGGUAUUCCAAAACCUUUUGUCUCAUGGACCAGGAAAGGCGCUCCGUUAUUGGAGUCAUACAAAUACAAGAUGACGUAUGAUCAACAAACAGGGAAUGUUGUUCUUACGAUCAAUCAAAUCGGUCCAGGAGAUGAAGGGGAAUACACAUGUUCGGCGCGCAAUCAAUACGGCGAAGCAAUUUGUUCUGUUUUCAUUCAACCAGAAGGUCAUACUGUUCAAAUACCUCAAGGCACGUAUGGUUCGCAGCGAGUACAACAAACACAGAAUACGCUGUAUACAAAUAAUUAUUCGAACAUCGAUGAAGAUUUCAAAGUCGAUACUUUCGAAUAUCGCUUACUCCGUGAAGUGUCCUUCAGACAGUCUGUCACCAAAAGGUACCUGGGUGAAGAGGAUGUCAAAUUUACAAGCAGCGCACACCAAGGCCCGGUCGUCGCACCCCAAGUGCUUCAGAAACCGCGUAAUUCAAAAUUAGUAGAAGGAUCAAACGCUACGUUUACUGUAAAAGUGUCAACAGCUAAGGAUACAAGGUUGACUUGGUUUAAGAACGGACAGAGACUCGUAAACGGACCAAAACACCAAAUAAAUUUCACCAACCAAAUCGCUACACUUUAUAUACCACAAGUUAAUUGUGAGGAUUCUGGACAUUACACUCUGCUUGUAGAAAACCCACAAGGCUGUGUAGUUUCUUCUGCGUAUCUUGCCAUAGAACCGAUGCAGAUAGCAUAUGACAGAACAGAAGACAAGGAGAAUGUAAUAACUAAAACUCAUAACAAGCUUGAGUCUAUAGAAGUAGUCGAGGGUAAGAUGUUGGCACCAAACUUUGUGCGUGUUUGUGGUGAUCGUGAUGUGACUGAAGGAAAAUUGACACGUUUCGAUGUUCGUGUUACGGGUAAACCGUAUCCCGAAGUCUCAUGGUAUAUAAAUGGUCAGCAAAUUAAGGACGACGCAACGCACAAGAUAUUGGUUAACGAAUCUGGUGACCAUGGUUUGAUGAUAACUAAUGUGUCCCAAGCAGAUGCAGGUCAGGUGGUUUGUGUCGCAAGAAGUAAAUCUGGAGAAACUUCUUUCCAAUGUAAUCUGGGAGUCAUCGAAAAAGAACUUGUAGUUGCUCCAAAGUUUGUACAACGUUUUACACCUUUAAAUAUAAGUGAAGGAGAAACAGUUACGUUGAGCGUCAGAGCUGUUGGUACCCCAGUACCAAGAAUAACAUGGCAAAAAGAUGGUGUAAAUAUCAGCGAACAACCUGGAAUGGUGUCUGUAUGGACCGAAGGAGGUGGUUCAGUAUUAGAAAUAGCAAGAGCUACUCCAACAGAUGCAGGUUGGUAUCAAUGUACAGCUCAAAACACAGCUGGAUCAACAGCAACAAGGGCUCGCCUUAACAUCAUAAGGAAACCUCGCCCUGAAGACUUCUCCGAAGACCGACGUCUUAGGCUGCCAAAACCAACACGAGUCAUUGAACCUGAGCCUGAACCAGAACCGGAAGUCGUUUUCUUAAAACAUGUUGAGAGAGCAAAAUACCAUACUCCUCGACCAGAAGAAGAUAAGAUUUAUCCACCACCAAGGUUCAUUGUUCCACUCGCGAACAUUACUCAACAAGAAGAUGGUCGAAUUCACUUUGAGGCUAGAAUUGAACCUAUCGGAGAUCCAACGAUGGUGGCUGAGUGGUUUGUAAAUGGUUACCCAUUACAAGCAAGUUCGAGAGCUAUGACUUUAUUAAAUUACGGUUUCAUAGCUUUGGAUUUGUUGAGCAUUAUAUCUGAUGAUGCUGGAGAAUAUACAUGUAGAGUGACCAGUAGUUCUGGAACAGCUCAAUCUACUGCUGUUCUCAAAGUUGAAGGGAGAGAUGAAAUCGAUAAAUCCAGUCAAUAUCCAGACAGUUUAAAAUAUAUUGAACAGUUAGAAGAUUAUUCCAAAUAUCAAAGAAGUGAUAGUUAUGAUGAAGUUCAGCCAUUACCACCCACUUUAGUUAAAUCAUUACAUGAUAUGGGUGAUUUACAAGAAGGUAGAAAUGCACAUUUCGAAGCUCAGCUUAACCCAGUUAGUGAUCCAACUAUGAAAGUAGAGUGGUAUAAAGAUGGAAAACCUAUUACAGCAAGUUCAAGAAUAACAACAAUAUUUAAUUUUGGCUAUGUUUCAUUAAAUAUUAUGCAUCUUCGUGCAGAAGACAGUGGAGAGUAUACUUUAAGAGCUAUAAACCGAUGGGGAGAAAUUAUCAGCACAUCAACAUUAAAUGUUAUUGCUCAUAGCAGUAUUACAGGUGAUUUAGGCUACCCAGAACAGCAAAGGUAUAUUGAUCAAACUGAAGCUUUGGAACAAUCUUACCUACAACAAAAAAAUCAAGAAUAUAAAAUAAGUGCACCUGAAAGUAUUGCACCACCGCAAUUUAAAACGCCAAUUAAAGAUCAGCAAAACAUUAAAGAAGGUGGUUUUGCUCAUUUUGAAGCAAGAUUAGAACCAUUAGGAGAUUCAACGCUUCAAGUAGAAUGGUUAAAGGAUGGUAAACCAGUUGAAGCUAGUUCAAGAAUGACUGUAUUCUUCAACUUUGGAUAUGUUGCAUUGACAAUAAAAUAUGUAACUGUUUUUGAUAUUGGAACAUAUACUUGCAGAGCUUUUAAUAAUUUAGGAGAUGCUUCAACAUCUGCUACAUUGACUGUUCUGACUAAAAAAGAUGUAGUACAAGAUAGCCAACACCCUGGAGGUCUCGAACGAUUCCAAUAUUUGGAAGAUUCAAGAAAAAAUAAACGCAAAGCAGAAGAAGAAACAGUUAUUACACAAAAACCUAGAUUUCUUGGACCACUAAAAGGAACAAAUAAAAUUGCUGAAGGUCAAAGAGCUCAUUUUGAAGUUCGAGUAGAACCUCAAAAUGAUGUGACUAUGAAAAUUGAAUGGUACUUUAAUGGAAAAGUAAUAAUGAGCGCUAAUAGAAUUCAAACAUAUCAUGAUUUUGGUUAUGUCGCUUUGGAUAUUCUUGGUGUAAGAGCCGAAGAUAGCGGUACAUAUGUGGUUGUUGCAAGGAAUGCCUUAGGAGAGGCUCAGCUGUCAGCUACAAUGCAAGUUGAAGUUCGUUCAAGUAUUGAUACAUCUACUAUGCAUCGUGGAGUAGUUGAAAAAGCUCCUUAUCUUGAAUCUAAAAAGUUCACUGAACCUCAGUAUGAUAUUGAAGAAAUUUCAAAGUCAAGACCUAUAUUUAUACAACCUUUAAGUGAUCCUGCACCAUUGAAUGAGGGUAAAAAUGUUCAUUUGGAAUGUCGUCUUGAGCCUAUGGGUGAUCCUACAAUGAGAGUUGAAUGGUUCCAAAAUGGAAAACCUGUAACAGUUGGUUCAAGAUUCCGUACGUACUAUGAUUUUGGAUAUGUUGCUUUGGAUAUCAUACAUGUCACAUCAAUUGACUCUGGUGAAUACACUGUGAGAGCUACAAACCAUUUAGGAUCAGCUCAUACAUCUGCCUGUGUCAAUGUAUUAUGUCGAUCAGACAUUUUAACUGAAAGUCAAAAUGAGUAUGCAUUAGAGCAGAUACAAAUGUUAGAAGAUGCAUCAAGAUAUCAAAAAAUGACAAUUGAAGAAGAAAGUAUUAUGCAAGGGCCACAGUUCACUAAACCAUUACAUAAUAUACAGACAUCUGAAGGUACAAACGUACAUUUGGAAUGUAGAUUAAAACCGGUUGGGGAUCCAACUAUGAAAAUAGAUUGGCUGGUCAACGGACGUCCAGUCAAAACAGGGCAUAGGUUCCGCCCUGCAUAUGAUUUUGAUUAUGUAGCAUUAGAUUUGUUAAGUGUAUAUCCUGAAGAUUCUGGAGUGUAUACUUGCCAAGCUAGAAACGAAAUGGGUGAAGCUGUUACUUCUAGCUCAGUGAAAGUGAUUGCUAAACAGAAUUUAAUAUUAGAUUCACAACAUCCACAUGGUCUAGAAAAAAUACAAUAUCUAGAAGAUUCAGCGAGAUAUAAAAAAGCUGAAAUGAUUGAAGAAUCUGUUAAAAUAAGACCUCGUUUUUUGACCAAACCAAAGAAUGUAGAAAAUUUAAAAGAAGGACAGCAUGCUCAUUUUGAAUGUAAAUUAGAACCAGUCACUGAUUCUAACCUAGAAGUUCAGUGGUUUAAAAAUGGAAAACCAAUCAUUAUUGGCCAUCGCUUUAGACCUAUCCAUGAUUUUGGAUAUGUAGCCUUAGAUAUCAUAGAUGUCAUCGAAGAAGAUUCUGGAACUUACACAUGCCGUGCUGUUAAUUUACUUGGUGUUGAUGAAACAAAUGCUCAUCUAACAUGCAGAAGUUCAUCACAUAUUGUAACAGAAACUCAAAACGAAAUGGGUCUGGAACAAAUUCAAUAUCUUGAAGAAAAAUCUAGAUACCACAGAAGAGAAGACAUUGAAGAAACAACCACUCAGGCUCCAAUUUUCACUACUUCAUUGAAACAUUGUGAUAUUAAAGAAGGCCAACGAGCUCAUUUUGAAUGUAGAUUAAUUCCAGUAUCUGAUAACACCAUGAAAGUUGAAUGGUUCCACAAUAAUGUUCCAAUUAAAUUUGGAUCUCGAUUUACUGAAACCAAUAACUUUGGAUUUGUUGCAUUGGAUAUUCUUCAAUGUUUACCUGAAGAUUCUGGCACAUAUACAUGUCGUGCAACUAACUGGCUAGGACAAUCUAUAACAUCAGGAAAUCUCAACGUUCAAUCGAGAAAGUCAAUUUAUUUGGAAUCACAACAUGAAGAUGCAUUAGGUCGUUUAGCUCAGCUUGAAAACUCAAACCGUUAUCAGCGUCAAUCAAUUAUAGAAGAUGUAGUAACACAAGCUCCAGUAUUUACUCAACCUAUGAGAGAUAUUACUAUGAUUGAAAGUCAGCCUGCUCAUUUUGAAGCAAGAUUAAUACCAGUGGGUGAUGAUAAAUUAAAAGUAGAAUGGUUAAGAAAUGGAAUCCCUAUUCAAGCAUCUAAUCGUGUAUCAACAAUGCAUGAUUUUGGUUAUGUUGCUCUUAAUCUUAAAUAUGUUUAUCCUGAGGAUUCUGGUACUUACACAUGCAGGGCUAUAAAUGAUUUAGGACAAGCAGUUACCUCAGCCACACUGAAUGUGCAUUCUAAAGCUUCUCUUCAAUUGGAAAGUCAACACGAAGCAGCAUUAGAUAAAUUAAGACAGCUCGAGGAUUCUAGUAGGUACAAACGAGUAGAACAAAAAGAAGUGGAAGUUACUGAAGCGCCUAAGUUUAUUGUGCCAUUAAAUGGAACUGAAAGUUUGAUUGAAGGUCAAAGUGCCCAUUAUGAAUGCCGUAUAGAACCUUAUCCUGAUCAUACACUACAAUUAGAAUGGUUACAUAAUGGGAAACCAUUACAAACAGGACAUAGGUUUAGAACAACUUAUGAUUUUGGUUUUGCGUCAUUGGAUGUUUUAUCAGCUUUACCAGAAGAUUCUGGAGAAUAUACAUGUAGAGCUAUUAAUAAACUUGGAAGGGCUGAGUCAUCAGUUAAGCUAAGUGUUCAAUCUCGAGCAUCGAUUAUUAGUGAUACUCAACACCAAGGAGCUUUGAACAAAAUACAGUAUUUGGAAGAUGACUCUAGAUUUAAAAGAGCAGCUGCUGAAGAUGUUCUAAUGACAGAGAAACCACAAUUUGGACGACCUCUUAAGAAUAUAGAACAUCUUCCAGAGGGACGAAGUGUACAUCUUGAAGCUACAUUAAUACCAGUUAAUGACCCAACUAUGAAGGUUGAGUGGUUUAGAAACGGAAUACCAAUUCCUCAAGGCCACAGAUUUAAGACAGUUUAUGAUUUUGGAUUUGUUGCAUUGGAUGUACUUUAUGCUUAUCCUGAAGAUUCAGGUACAUACAUGUGCAAGGCCAAAAAUGUUGCGGGAGAAGCAGUCACUACUUGUAUUGUAACAGUCGAUUCUAAAUCUGGUCUUCAGUUAGACACAUUGGAUGAAGAUAGAUUAAAGAAGAUUAAACAACUUGAAGCUUAUGAAAGACCUACAGCUCAAGAAGCUGUAUUUGAACUUCAAAAACCAGUAUUCCUCACACCUCUUAACAGUCUUGAAUUACUAAAAGAAGGAGAACACGCUCAUUUAGAAACUCGAAUUGAACCAAUUAAUGAUGCUGAUUUGAAAAUUGAAUGGUUUGUUAAUGGAGUAGCAAUUAAAACGGGUCAUCGUUUCAAGACUACACAUGAUUUUGGAUAUGUUGCAUUAGAUAUUUUAUAUGCAUAUGCUGAAGAUUCCGGUACUUAUAUGUGUAAAGCCACCAAUAAAAAAGGAGAAGCAGUAAAUACUUGUCAAAUUAAUGUUGCCUCUCGUAGAAGUAUCUACUUAGAAACGCAGCAUCCUGAUGGAUUAGAAAAGAUUCGUGAACUUGAAGCUCAAGGGCGCCCAGCAAAACUUGAAAUUGAUGAGCCUCCACCAACAGCGCCAUCAUUAACCGAUCUAUGGGGCACUACUGAGGUAGCUGAAGGAAAAACAGCCCACUUUGAGUGUCAAGUUAAGCCUAUACACGAUUCUAAAUUGAAAGUUGAGUUCUUCCAUAAUGACAAACCACUUGGAUCUGCUUCUCGUUUCCAUACUACAUAUGACUUUGGUUACAUAUCUUUGGAUAUUGGCCAUGUUGUUCCUGAAGAUGCUGGAAAGUACACCGUUAAAGCUACCAAUGAAUUGGGUCAAGCCACUUCAAAUAUUAAUUUAUUAGUUCAAGGAGGUGGAAGUAUAAUUUUGGACUCUCAAAGACCUGAAGGAUUAGAAAAAAUAAAAGAGUUAGAAAUGGCUGUACCUUUCAAACGUGCAGAUUAUUCAGAACCUAUAUCAAAACAAAGACCAAUGUUCACACAACCUUUACAAAAUAUUGACAGCAUAAAUGAAGGACAAACAGCUCACUUUGAAUGUCGUCUCAUCCCAAUAGGCGAUUCAUCAAUGACGGUUGAAUGGUUUAGAAAUGAAAAACCAUUAGAAACAAGUUCAAGGAUUACAAAAACAUAUGACUUUGGUUAUAUAUCUCUAGAUAUUUCUCAUGUUAGAGAUGAAGAUAAUGGGGUAUAUAGUUGUAAAGCCACAAAUGCUCUUGGAGAGGCAGUUUCGACAGCCUCUAUGAGAGUUAGAACAAAAUCUGAUAUUCAGUUAGAGAGUCAACAUCCAGAAGGUCUUAAAAAAAUUGUUGAAUUAGAACGCGGUCAAGAACCGUUGAAGAGAGAAGAGGCAGAAAGAUCAUUUGAAAAACCAAUUUUCACACAACUUCUUACAGGUCCUUCAGAGCUUAUUGAAGGUCAACAUGCUCAUUUUGAGUGUAGAGUUGUACCAGUAGGUGACCCAACAUUACGUUUUGAGUGGUAUGUUAAUGGAGUCGAACUAAAAAUGGGUUCAAGAUUCCAUGUAACAAACGAUUUUGGUUUUGUAACAUUAGACAUCAGCUCAACUGUUGCAGAAGAUUCCGGAGUUUAUACAUGUAAAGCAAUUAACAGGGCUGGAGAAGCUGUUUCUUCCACUUCCAUGAAAAUAAAACAUCGUUCUUCAAUUAUUCAUGAACCAUUACAACCUGAUGCAUGGGAAAAAAUUCAGCUUAAAGAAGCAGAAAUGAAUAAAGUUCCUGAAAUGUUCAUUGAUACUAGACCACAACAAGCACCUGUUUUUACUUCACAUUUGCAAAAUCAAGAUCGUUUAGCUGAAGGUCAGCAUGUUCAUUUAGAAGCUCAAGUAGAACCUAGAGCAGAUCCUAAUCUUCGAAUUGAAUGGUUCAAAAAUGGAGUCGCAUUGACUACUGGUUCAAGAAUCCGUAGCACUUUUGAUUUUGGUUUAGUCACAUUAGCAAUAAAUAGUUUGAGACCAGAUGAUACAGCUAUCUAUACAUGCAAAGCAACAAACAUUUUGGGUGAAGCUGUUUCAACUUGUACAUUAAAAAUAUCGGAUAGUCAUUGGUUAAUAAGUAACACUUUACACCCUGAAUCUCUUUCGAAAAUUGAAGAUUUGGAAAAACCACAUGCUGGACGAGUUGAAGGACCAGAGCCAGUUUUUGAAAGUCCUGUUUUCAUUUCUCAUCUUAAUAACUGGGAAUGUAAAGAAGGAAAUGAUGUUCAUUUUGAAUGCCAAGUAGAACCUUCCAAAGAUCCGACUUUGAAAAUUGAUUGGUUUGUAAAUGGAAAACCACUUCAAAGUGCAGCUAGAUUCAAGUCGGCCUAUGAUUUUGGUUUUGUCACAUUAGAUAUACAUCACGCAUACUCAGAAGAUUCUGGAAUAUACACUUGUAGAGCUAGUAAUAGCAAAGGUCAGGCUGUAACUACUGGAACAUUAAAAUGUACAGGUCUCCAAGGCAUUCAUUUAGACACACAACAUCCACAAGGAAAAACUGGAUUAGAAAAAGUACAAAAAGUUGAAGAUAAUCUUGCUUCUAAAUAUCAACGUCAAACAUCUUUGCCUGAAGCAACUUUCCCAAAACCAAUAUUUGUUGUACCUCUUGAAGCUGAAUUCAUAUUAGCUGAAAGUAAACCACUGCAUUUGGAGGCACAAGUUGAACCCAAGAAUGACCCCAAUCUCAAAAUUGAAUGGUACUUUAAUGGGAAAGUACUUGAUUUAGGAUCACGCUUUAAGACAAACAACGAUUUUGGUUUUAUAAGUUUGGAUUUAACUGAUGUUUAUGAACGAGAUCAAGGAGUGUAUACCUGCAAAGCAUAUAAUCAUUCUGGAGAAACAUAUACUUCAACAACUGUAUAUUGCAGUAGCAACAAGGGAUUAAUCGAGCAUACACAACACCCAAAAGGAGAAGAAGGUUUGGAAAAAAUUCAAAGUUUAGAAGAAUCUCUACAAAGGCAAAAACAAGGAAUUACAGAUAAAGAGACUGGACAUGCUCCUGUUUUCACUUCACAAUUCAAAGAUCUUGGAUUUUUAAGUGAAGGUGAAAUUGCUCAUUAUGAAGCUUCAUUAACACCUGUUGGUGAUCAGAAAAUGGUUGUUGAAUGGUUCUACAAUGGAAAUGCUAUUGAAGCUAGUCAUCGUAUUCGUACAAUAUAUGCAUUUGGAAUGGUUGUUCUUGAAAUUCUUGGUACUAAAAUAGCUGAUACAGGAACUUACACUUGUAAAGCAACGAAUGAUUAUGGAUCUGCAGAGAUGAGUGUUACACUAGAAUGUGUUGAAAGAAUAACUGGUCAAAAACCAAAAUUCACUUCUCAAAUUCAGACUCUAGUUGGCUUAAAGGAUGGAGAUUCUGCACAUUUUGAAUGCACAUUAAUACCGGUCAAUGACCCAGAUUUAAAAGUAGAAUGGUUCCACAACGGUAAACCAUUAUUACACAAAAAUCGCGUAAAAAUGAUUUCCGAUUUUGGAUUUGUCGUCAUGGAUAUAGCAUAUAUACAAAACCACGAUUCUGGAGAAUAUAUAUGUAAAGCAAGCAAUAAAUAUGGCGAAGAUAUAACUAAAGCCACUAUCCAAUACUCUGGAAAAGGUGGUGUGUAUUUAGAUUCACUGCAACCUACUUCCUUAGCUAGAAUUCAAGAAUUAGAAAAUGCUACAGGACAACCAGUUGGAUUUGCAUCAUCUCCUGUAUCAGAAGCUCCUAAAUUUACAACUCAAUUGGUUGACAUAACAAAUUUGAAAGAAGGGCAAAGUGCCCACUUUGAAGCUCGAGUUACACCAGUGAACGAUCCAAAUCUUGUUGUUGAAUGGUAUUUCAAUGGUGAAAAGCUACAACAUGGUCAUAGAUUUAGAACAUUCCAUGAUUUUGGUAUAGUAAUAUUGGAUAUAUUGUAUUGUUAUGAAGAAAAUUCUGGUGUAUACGAGUGUAGAGCAUUUAAUAAAGCAGGAACUGAUACCACUAAGGCAAAUCUACGUUGUAGCUCCAAAACUAAUUUGAUCUUAGAUUCCCAACUUCCUCAAGGAAUGGAAGGAGGAUUAGAAAAAAUUCAAACUCUUGAAGAUUUAACCCUCAGAGUUAAAGAUGAAAAAGUUUCUGUGGAAAACCGUCAAGCUCCAAUGUUUACUGAACCAUUAUCCAAUAUUGAUAGUUUACGAGAAGGUGAAAGUGCACAUUUUGAAGGUCGUCUUACACCUGUUGAUGAUCCUAACUUAAAGGUCGAAUGGUUCUGGAAUGGAAAACCAUUAAAAGCAGGUUCUAGAUUCAGAACUUUCUGUGAAUUUGGUUUUGUUAUAUUGGAAAUAUCUCCAGUAUAUCCUGAAGAUUCUGGAGAAUAUUCAUGCCGAGCUUCCAAUCAUUAUGGUGAAGCUGUUACUACAGCUAGCAUGAAAGUUCAAGGAAAGAGAAGUAUCAUUGUGGAAUCGCAGCUUCCAAAAGGAAUGGACACUACUAUUGAUAGAAUUGCAGAACUUGAAGGUCUUGGAAAAUCAAGGGCACCUAUUGAAACUGAAGACGAUCUGGGAAGGGCACCAGAAUUCAUUACAACUCCAGCUGAUCUAAGUUUGUCAGAAAAUUCGUUGGCUCAUUUUGAAUGUAGACUUGUACCAUCAAAUGAUGCUAGUAUGACAGUUACUUGGUUCCAUAAUGGCAAAGUGUUAUCAGCGGGAUCACGCAUAAAAACAAUUAAUGAUUUUGGAUUUGUUAUCCUUGAAGUAGCUGGUGUUUAUAUUCGAGAUUCUGGUCUAUAUACUUGCAAGGCUACCAAUAAACAUGGAGAAGCAACAGUAACGUGUAAGUUACAAGUUAAAGGCCGGCAAGGUAUAGUUUUAGAACCUCAAUUGCCUAACACAUUCAGAUCUGGCACAAAAAGUAUUCAAAAGCUUGAAGAGAAUAUGUAUAAACGGGAAGAAAUAUUGGCUGAAGAUGAAAAACCAAAUCCUCCUAGAUUUACUGUAGAAUUGAAGGAUGCAUUGGAUGUACAAGAAGCCAAAUCCGUUCAUUUUGAAUGUAGAGUAGAACCAGUUAAUGACUCUACAUUAAGGAUUGAUUGGUUUUUCAAUGGAAAACCUUUCGCUACUGGUUCACGUGUACAUGUGAUAAAUGAUUUUGGAUUUAUAUCUUUGGACAUGGAUUAUGUUUACUCCCGAGAUUCUGGCGAAUAUAUAUGCCGUGCAACAAAUAAAUGGGGAACUGCUUUUACAAAAGCAAAAUUAACAUGCAUUGCCAAACAAAAUGUCAUAUUAGAGUCACAAUUACCAGAAGGCAUGAGUGGAGAAAAAUUAAAAGCGUUAGAGCAAGGGCCAGUACAAGAAAAAAAAAUCCAUGAUGAGAUAGAGGCAAUGCCACCAAAAUUCUUAUCUCAGAUUGAAUCAACAACAGUCGAAGAAGCAAGUUCUGUACAUUUUGAAACUAGAGUCGAGCCUAAAAAUGAUCCAAAAUUAAGAGUAGAGUGGUACAGAAAUGGGAAACCAUUACCUUCAGGGCAUAGAUACAAAUCUAUAUUUGAUUUGGGUUUUGUAUCUUUGGAUAUACUGUCUAUGUAUUCUGAAGAUUCAGGAGAGUACAUUUGCAGAGCUGUAAAUGAUCACGGUGAAGCCAUUACUAAAGCUAUGGUCACCUGCAAACAGCUCCCAACAAUAUUACUUCAAAAUCAAGUACCAAAAGGUAUGAAGAAAUCAGAAGCUUUGACUCAAAUGGAAGCAGCUAUUAAAAAAUACACAUCUGAGAUUCAUUUGACCAUAGAUGAUUUGUACGAAGUUGAAAAGAAACAACCACCAAGAUUUGUCACCCAAAUUAAAGAUCAGUUGUCAUUAGUUGAAAUGGAAUCAACCAAAUUCGAAUGUCAAUUAGCUCCAGUUGGUGACCCUAAUAUGAAGGUUGAGUGGUUCUUAAAUGGCAAACCAUUAAGACACAAGAAUAGAUUUAACCCAAUUUAUGAUUUUGGUUAUGUUGCAAUGAAUUUUGGUUGGAUAUAUCCUGAAGAUAGCGGUGAAUAUGUUUGUAGGGCUACUAAUUUAUAUGGACAAGAUGAAACAAGAGCCACUAUAAAAACAUCUGGUAAGCCAGGUAUCAUUUAUGACUCACAGCUUCCUAAAGGAAUGAAGAGUAUUGAAAAAAUAAGAGAAAUGGAAGCAUCGUGGCAAGUAACACCUGAAAUGAAAGAAGAAGAAGAAAAACGUAGAGAACCUCCACAAUUUGUAAGCAAACCAGAACCUGUCACUGUAUGUGAAGGUGAUUGGGCUAGAUUCUGUUGUAGAGUAACUGGUUUCCCAAGACCAAGAGUUAUGUGGCUAGUCAAUGGAAACACUGUGGUGAAUGGAAUGAGAUACAAAUUAAAUUACGAUGGAAUGUGGCAUCUUGACAUACCAAAGACAAGGCAAUAUGACCAUGGUAAAGUUGAAGUUAUUGCUAGAAAUGCAUGUGGAGAGACUCGCGUGGAAACAAUGCUCAUAGUGAAUUCAAGACAUGACGAUUACAGAGGAGUUUUGAAAAACUCACCUAGACCAUGGUACGACAGUGAUUUGGUGCAGUAUCAAAGAGAUCUUAAAGAGAAUGAACUAGAAAAAGUGUUUACUGAUAGAGCAUCAAAUGUUCAAAAUGUUGAUUAUAGUAAUAUGAUUAUAUCAACGGUUGGUGAUCAAAUGAAACAAAAACAAUUAAAUGAUUCAAAACCGGAAUGGACUGAAACUGUAAAACAAAAAAAAAAUGAGGAUUAUUAUAAUAAAUUGAGUAAAUUGGAAGGAGAUCAAGUGAUAAAAGAAGCAAGAAUCAGAGAAGCUAAUCAUCAAGUAUCAAUUGCAGGCGAGAAGUUGAAAACUACUAAAAAUAUGUCUAAAAAUUACGAAGAAUCUUUAGUUAGAGAUAAAAAAGAAGAAUUAAUGCCUUGGCAAACAACAAAGUUACUUAAAGCACGGGGUGAUCAAAGUCCACAAAUAAUACCGGAUCCGUCUGAAUCGUCUGUACACGGAAAAGAAAUUCAUGUAGCAAAACAGCAGCAAACUCAAAAAGAAAUACAAGGCGAUAAAGAAAUACGAAGAAAAAUUACUGCCACUGAGACAACUGAAGUUGAACACACACGUAAAAACCAAGAAAGGGUAGUUCAAGGAAAAGUUGAGCCGUCUAAACCGCCAAUAUUUACAACCAAAAUUCAACCCUGCCGUGCAUUCGAACAGGACCAAGCGCGUUUUGAGGUUGAAUUCGACGGUGAACCAUUACCCACGAUCAAAUGGUAUCGAGAAGACUUUUUAAUCCAAAACUCACCUGACUUCCAAAUACACACGUUUAGUACGAAGUCCAUACUAGUUAUUAGACAAGUAUUUAUGGAAGACUCUGGUGUGUUUGCUGUCAUCGCAGAGAACAGAGGUGGCAAGGCAAAAUGCAGUGCUAAUUUACUUGUCGAAGAACGUAAACAAGUUGGCAGGAAAGGACCCGGUCCACCGAGCUUCCUUAGUACUAUGCAAGGAUCAGUCGUGAAAGCCGGUCAAUUAGUCAGAUUUGACGUUAAAAUCAGCGCUAAUAAGCCACUGGACGUAUAUUGGUUAAAGAAUGGAAAGAAAAUCAGCCAGGACAUUCGUUACAAAACGGUGGAUGAAGAUAAUCAAUACACGCUCUUGAUCAUCGAGUCGGUUACUGAAGAUAGCGGAACCUAUGAGUGUGUAGCUAUUAACAAUUCUGGUGAAGCGAGGUGUGAAGCUCAGUUGGUUGUUCAACCCUUGGAACAGAAGGAUAAGCCUAAAUCAAAACCUAGUGGAAAAGAACAAGCACCAACAAUCACUCAACCGUUGUCCGGACAAGUGAUUCACGAGGGACAACCUGUGACGUUCAGCUGUAAAAUUUCUGGACAACCUCCAAUAACCAUAAAAUGGCAAAAAGGCGAUAAAGUGAUUAAACCAUCAAAAUAUUUCCGCAUGACGCAAGAUGGAGAAACUGUAUCACUUCAUAUAUCCGAAGUGUUCCCAGAGGACGAAGGCACGUACAAAUGUCUAGUUUCGAAUGCUGGUGGUCAGGCUGUCCUGUCAGCUAAUUUGAAAGUCAUUGUACCCGAAAAUCAAGACAUAGCUCCAACCUUGAGUCCGAUGAGAGAUGUCAUCGUUCCAGAAGGUAAUGCGGCUCAGUUCCGCACGCAAGUGUCGGGACAACCGUCACCGUCUGUACAAUGGUUCAGAGAAGGAAUACUUAUUCCCGAAACACCAGAUUUUAAGAUGAUGUAUGAAGGUAACAUGGCCGUUCUGUUGAUAACAUCGACAUAUGAAGAAGAUUCUGGUGUGUUCACGUGUCGUGCCACAAAUAGCGCUGGACAAGUAGAGACUUCGGCCAAACUUACGGUGAAAAGACAACGCGGGGUUACUUAUAAAACCGGUACAUUUGACGAUAAGGGUGUAGUGGAUAGUAUACAACUAAAUCAAGGGUUAGGAAAAACAAAAGAAAUAGGUUUAAAAACUUCUAUUAAAAAUAUUAAAACUGAUAAAAAGGGGAUAGAAACAAAUGAUAAUCUAUUACCAUGGAGAAAAGGAAUUUUAAUCGACAGAAUAAGAAAAACAUCAGUGGAAGCAAAAAGCUUAAUUACAGAGAAUGUAUUCAUUGAACCUACAGAAAUUGGUGAUUUAAUAACAGUAACACAAGAAGGUACAUUCAUAUAUACAUACGUUACGGAACAGAUAUUUACUUUAAUUCAAAACAAAAUUGAUACUAAAGAUGUAGAAAAGGCAAAACAAAUAAUAAAUCAAGUUUUGGUAAAAAAAAUGAAACAGGGCGAUAUCGUGAGUUUAAAUGAAAACGAUAAAAAUGAUAUAGUUGGCGAGGUAACAAAUAAGUUAACACAAUUAUAUACAACAAAAGUAAAUAAUAAAUCGUUAGCAAAGGAUAUAUUGAACAAAGUAUUAACACGAACAAUGGAAAAAGAACAAAUAAUUCAACCAUAUACUUCAGAGCAACAAAAACAAGAUGAAAAAUUUGUAACAACAACACAAAUGAUUUUAAAAAAUAAAAAACAAAAGGAAACUUCACAAACAUCGGAAGAAUUGAUAAAACAAAAUAAAACGAAAAUCAUUAAACAAGACAUAAAAUCGGAAGAUAAAAUUCUUAAUCAAAAAAACCAAUUUUAUUUCGGAGAACAGCAACAUGAAAAUUAUGAAAUCGUCCCAGAUGAAUACAAACCCAAAUUAAAAACUGAAAAUAUUGAGAACAUUGAAACAAAAAGUCAAUUAAUUAAAAAUCUGGACUACAACACCAGACCGUGGUUAAUAAAUCCAAAUGUAGAAAAAACCUGUUCAAAAAAUGAUUAUUCACCAAAACAUGAGGAUACAUUGAAAAAUGAAAAGGAAACAACAAACGAAAACUUACCAGAAAAAGUAAAAACAAAACAUAUUAAUCCUUGGACGGAGGAAAAAAUAAAUUUAAGAAAACUUGAAACAUCAAAACUUGAUGAAAACAGUAUUACAACUAAUAAUAAACCAAAAAGAAGAGAAGAAAGAAAUGAAUUGAAAGAAAUGAAAGAUAAAAAAACAUCUAUCCCUUGGACAGAAGAAAAUGUAAAACUAAAAAAAACAUCUACUGAAAAACAGAGUUUAACUAAAAAAACUGUAGAAGAUAUAACACUAAAACCAACAAAAAACUAUAACAAUAAAGAUCAACUAAACAAUGAAAAUGAUCAAAUACAUAAAGAUAUUGAUGAAAAAGAAACAAAACCAAUUAAGGAAGUAGUUAAUGCACCAUUAGCUCAAAUCAGUAAUAAAACUCAAAAGAAAUCAGGAGCCCCAUGGACGGAAGAGACCGUCACUCUAAAGAAGACCAAAACUCAAAAGCAACCGUUGGCCAAAGAAUCGGUUGAAGAGGUCACUCUUAAACCAAUAAAGAAGCCAUUGGUUGAAGAUAUCCCAUUAUCGGAGGAAACUCCAAUGACAGAAACAACUGAAAUAGUUGAAACCGUAGUGGAAAAAGGAAGAAGACGUCGUGUCAGGAAAAUUAAAACUGACGGAAAGGAAGAGGUCGAAGAAACUGACGAGGUUGUCGAAGAGAAACCGACAAUUGAAAAUGUCGAAGAUAUGCCCGUCGAAGACGUGCCUACUGAACCACAAAGAAAGCCAUCUGUGCCAUGGACGGAAGAGACCGUCACUCUAAAGAAGACCAAAACUCAAAAGCAACCGUUGGCCAAAGAAUCGGUUGAAGAGGUCACUCUUAAACCAAUAAAGAAGCCAUUGGUUGAAGAUAUCCCAUUAUCGGAGGAAACUCCAAUGACAGAAACAACUGAAAUAGUUGAAACCGUAGUGGAAAAAGGAAGAAGACGUCGUGUCAGGAAAAUUAAAACUGACGGAAAGGAAGAGGUCGAAGAAACUGACGAGGUUGUCGAAGAGAAACCGACAAUUGAAAAUGUCGAAGAUAUGCCCGUCGAAGACGUGCCUACUGAACCACAAAGAAAGCCAUCUGUGCCAUGGACGGAAGAGACCGUCACUCUAAAGAAGACCAAAACUCAAAAGCAACCGUUGGCCAAAGAAUCGGUUGAAGAGGUCACUCUUAAACCAAUAAAGAAGCCAUUGGUAGAAGAUAUCCCAUUAUCGGAGGAAACUCCAAUGACAGAAACAACUGAAAUAGUUGAAACCGUAGUGGAAAAAGGAAAAAGACGUCGUGUCAGGAAAAUUAAAACUGACGGAAAGGAAAAGGUCGAAGAAACUGACGAGGUUGUCGAAGAGAAACCGACAAUUGAAAAUGUCGAAGAUAUGCCCGUCGAAGACGUGCCUACUGAACCACAAAGAAAGCCAUCUGUGCCAUGGACGGAAGAGACCGUCACUCUAAAGAAGACCAAAACUCAAAAGCAACCGUUGGCCAAAGAAUCGGUUGAAGAGGUCACUCUUAAACCAAUAAAGAAGCCAUUGGUUGAAGAUAUCCCAUUAUCGGAGGAAACUCCAAUGACAGAAACAACUGAAAUAGUUGAAACCGUAGUGGAAAAAGGAAGAAGACGUCGUGUCAGGAAAAUUAAAACUGACGGAAAGGAAGAGGUCGAAGAAACUGACGAGGUUGUCGAAGAGAAACCGACAAUUGAAAAUGUCGAAGAUAUGCCCGUCGAAGACGUGCCUACUGAACCACAAAGAAAGCCAUCUGUGCCAUGGACGGAAGAGACCGUCACUCUAAAGAAGACCAAAACUCAAAAGCAACCGUUGGCCAAAGAAUCGGUUGAAGAGGUCACUCUUAAACCAAUAAAGAAACCAUUGGUUGAAGAUAUCCCAUUAUCGGAGGAAACUCCAAUGACAGAAACAACUGAAAUAGUUGAAACCGUAGUGGAAAAAGGAAGAAGACGUCGUGUCAGGAAAAUUAAAACUGACGGAAAGGAAGAGGUCGAAGAAACUGACGAGGUUGUCGAAGAGAAACCGACAAUUGAAAAUGUCGAAGAUAUGCCCGUCGAAGACGUGCCUACUGAACCACAAAGAAAGCCAUCUGUGCCAUGGACGGAAGAGACCGUCACUCUAAAGAAGACCAAAACUCAAAAGCAACCGUUGGCCAAAGAAUCGGUUGAAGAGGUCACUCUUAAACCAAUAAAGAAGCCAUUGGUAGAAGAUAUCCCAUUAUCGGAGGAAACUCCAAUGACAGAAACAACUGAAAUAGUUGAAACCGUAGUGGAAAAAGGAAAAAGACGUCGUGUCAGGAAAAUUAAAACUGACGGAAAGGAAAAGGUCGAAGAAACUGACGAGGUUGUCGAAGAGAAACCGACAAUUGAAAAUGUCGAAGAUAUGCCCGUCGAAGACGUGCCUACUGAACCACAAAGAAAGCCAUCUGUGCCAUGGACGGAAGAGACCGUCACUCUAAAGAAGACCAAAACUCAAAAGCAACCGUUGGCCAAAGAAUCGGUUGAAGAGGUCACUCUUAAACCAAUAAAGAAGCCAUUGGUUGAAGAUAUCCCAUUAUCGGAGGAAACUCCAAUGACAGAAACAACUGAAAUAGUUGAAACCGUAGUGGAAAAAGGAAGAAGACGUCGUGUCAGGAAAAUUAAAACUGACGGAAAGGAAGAGGUCGAAGAAACUGACGAGGUUGUCGAAGAGAAACCGACAAUUGAAAAUGUCGAAGAUAUGCCCGUCGAAGACGUGCCUACUGAACCACAAAGAAAGCCAUCUGUGCCAUGGACGGAAGAGACCGUCACUCUAAAGAAGACCAAAACUCAAAAGCAACCGUUGGCCAAAGAAUCGGUUGAAGAGGUCACUCUUAAACCAAUAAAGAAGCCAUUGGUUGAAGAUAUCCCAUUAUCGGAGGAAACUCCAAUGACAGAAACAACUGAAAUAGUUGAAACCGUAGUGGAAAAAGGAAAAAGACGUCGUGUCAGGAAAAUUAAAACUGACGGAAAGGAAAAGGUCGAAGAAACUGACGAGGUUGUCGAAGAGAAACCGACGAUUGAAGAAAUCGAAGAUAUGCCCGUCGAAGACGUGCCUACUGAACCACAAAGAAAGCCAUCUGUGCCAUGGAGGGAAAAGACCGUCACUCUAAAGAAGACCAAAACUCAAAAGCAACCGUUGGCCAAAGAAUCGGUUGAAGAGGUCACUCUUAAACCAAUAAAGAAGCCAUUGGUUGAAGAUAUCCCAUUAUCGGAGGAAACUCCAAUGACGGAAACAACUGAAAAAGUUGAAACCGUAGAGGAAAAAGGAAGAAGGCGUCGUGUCAGGAAAAUUAAAACUGACGGAAAGGAAGAGGUAGAAGAAACUGUCGAGGUUGUCGAAGAGAAACCGACAGUUGAAGAAGUCGUACAUAAACCGACGAUUGAAGAAAUCGAAGAUAUGCCCGUAGAAGACGUGCCUACUGAACCACAAAGAAAGCCAUCUGUGCCAUGGAGGGAAGAGACCGUCACUCUAAAGAAGACCAAAACUCAAAAGCAACCGUUGGCCAAAGAAUCGGUUGAAGAGGUCACUCUUAAACCAAUAAAGAAGCCAUUGGUUAAAGAUAUCCCAUUAUCGGAGGAAACUCCAAUGACAGAAACAACUGAAAUAGUUGAAACCGUAGAGGAAAAAGGAAGAAAGCGUCGUGUCAGGAAAAUUAAAACUGACGGAAAGGAAGAGGUAGAAGAAACUGUCGAGGUUGUCGAAGAGAAACCGACAGUUGAAGAAGUGGUACAUAAACCGACGAUUGAAGAAAUCGAAGAUAUGCCCGUAGAAGACGUGCCUACUGAACCACAAAGAAAGCCAUCUGUGCCAUGGAGGGAAGAGACCGUCACUCUAAAGAAGACCAAAACUCAAAAGCAACCGUUGGCCAAAGAAUCGGUUGAAGAGGUCACUCUUAAACCAAUAAAGAAGCCAUUGGUUGAAGAUAUCCCAUUAUCGGAGGAAACUCCAAUGACAGAAACAACUGAAAUAGUUGAAACCGUAGAGGAAAAAGGAAGAAGACGUCGUGUCAGGAAAAUUAAAACUGACGGAAAGGAAGAGGUAGAAGAAACUGUCGAGGUUGUCGAAGAGAAACCGACAAUUGAAAAUGUCGAGGAUAUGCCCGUCGAAGACGUGCCUACUGAACCACAAAGAAAGCCAUCUGUGCCAUGGAGGGAAGAGACCGUCACUCUGAAGAAGACCAAAACUCAAAAGCAACCGUUGGCCAAAGAAUCGGUUGAAGAGGUCACUCUUAAACCAAUAAAGAAGCCAUUGGUUGAAGAUAUCCCAUUAUCGGAGGAAACUCCAAUGGCAGAAACAACUAAAAUAGUUGAAACCGUAGAGGAAAAAGGAAGAAGACGUCGUGUCAGGAAAAUUAAAACUGACGGAAAGGAAGAGGUAGAAGAAACUGUCGAGGUUGUCGAAGAGAAACCGACAGUUGAAGAAGUGGUACAUAAACCGACGAUUGAAGAAAUCGAAGAUAUGCCCGUAGAAGACGUGCCUACUGAACCACAAAGAAAGCCAUCUGUGCCAUGGAGGGAAGAGACCGUCACUCUAAAGAAGACCAAAACUCAAAAGCAACCGUUGGCCAAAGAAUCGGUUGAAGAGGUCACUCUUAAACCAAUAAGGAAGCCAUUGGUUGAAGAUAUCCCAUUAUCGGAGGAAACUCCAAUGACAGAAACAACUGAAAUAGUUGAAACCGUAGUGGAAAAAGGAAGAAGACGUCGUGUCAGGAAAAUUAAAACUGACGGAAAGGAAGAGGUCGAAGAAACUGACGAGGUUGUCGAAGAGAAACCGACAAUUGAAAAUGUCGAAGAUAUGCCCGUCGAAGACGUGCCUACUGAACCACAAAGAAAGCCAUCUGUGCCAUGGAGGGAAGAGACCGUCACUCUGAAGAAGACCAAAACUCAAAAGCAACCGUUGGCCAAAGAAUCGGUUGAAGAGGUCACUCUUAAACCAAUAAAGAAGCCAUUGGUUGAAGAUAUCCCAUUAUCGGAGGAAACUCCAAUGGCAGAAACAACUGAAAUAGUUGAAACCGUAGAGGAAAAAGGAAGAAGACGUCGUGUCAGGAAAAUUAAAACUGACGGAGAGGAAGAGGUAGAAGAAACUGUCGAGGUUGUCGAAGAGAAACCGACAGUUGAAGAAGUCGUACAUAAACCGACGAUUGAAGAAAUCGAAGAUAUGCCCGUAGAAGACAUGCCUACUGAACCACAAAGAAAGCCAUCUGUGCCAUGGAGGGAAGAGACCGUCACUCUAAAGAAGACCAAAACUCAAAAGCAACCGUUGGCCAAAGAAUCGGUUGAAGAGGUCACACUUAAACCAAUAAAGAAGCCAUUGGUUAAAGAUAUCCCAUUAUCGGAGGAAACUCCAAUGACAGAAACAACUGAAAUAGUUGAAACCGUAGAGGAAAAAGGAAGAAGACGUCGUGUCAGGAAAAUUAAAACUGACGGAAAGGAAGAGGUAGAAGAAACUGUCGAGGUUGUCGAAGAGAAACCGACAGUUGAAGAAGUGGUACAUAAACCGACGAUUGAAGAAAUCGAAGAUAUGCCCGUAGAAGACGUGCCUACUGAACCACAAAGAAAGCCAUCUGUGCCAUGGAGGGAAGAGACCGUCACUCUAAAGAAGACCAAAACUCAAAAGCAACCGUUGGCCAAAGAAUCGGUUGAAGAGGUCACUCUUAAACCAAUAAGGAAGCCAUUGGUUGAAGAUAUCCCAUUAUCGGAGGAAACUCCAAUGACAGAAUCAACUGAAAUAGUUGAAACCGUAGUGGAAAAAGGAAGAAGACGUCGUGUCAGGAAAAUUAAAACUGACGGAAAGGAAGAGGUCGAAGAAACUGACGAGGUUGUCGAAGAGAAACCGACAAUUGAAAAUGUCGAAGAUAUGCCCGUCGAAGACGUGCCUACUGAACCACAAAGAAAGCCAUCUGUGCCAUGGAGGGAAGAGACCGUCACUCUGAAGAAGACCAAAACUCAAAAGCAACCGUUGGCCAAAGAAUCGGUUGAAGAGGUCACUCUUAAACCAAUAAAGAAGCCAUUGGUUGAAGAUAUCCCAUUAUCGGAGGAAACUCCAAUGACGGAAACAACUGAAAUAGUUGAAACCGUAGAGGAAAAAGGAAGAAGGCGUCGUGUCAGGAAAAUUAAAACUGACGGAAAGGAAGAGGUAGAAGAAACUGUCGAGGUUGUCGAAGAGAAACCGACAGUUGAAGAAGUCGUACAUAAACCGACGAUUGAAGAAAUCGAAGAUAUGCCCGUCGAAGACGUGCCUACUGAACCACAAAGAAAGCCAUCUGUGCCAUGGAGGGAAGAGACCGUCACUCUAAAGAAGACCAAAACUCAAAAGCAACCGUUGGCCAAAGAAUCGGUUGAAGAGGUCACUCUUAAACCAAUAAAGAAGCCAUUGGUUGAAGAUAUCCCAUUAUCGGAGGAAACUCCAAUGACAGAAACAACUGAAAUAGUUGAAACCGUAGAGGAAAAAGGAAGAAGACGUCGUGUCAGGAAAAUUAAAACUGACGGAAAGGAAGAGGUAGAAGAAACUGUCGAGGUUGUCGAAGAGAAACCGACAAUUGAAAAUGUCGAAGAUAUGCCCGUCGAAGUUGUGUCUACUGAACCACAAAGAAAGCCAUCUGUGCCAUGGAGGGAAGAGACCGUCACUCUGAAGAAGACCAAAACUCAAAAGCAACCGUUGGCCAAAGAAUCGGUUGAAGAGGUCACUCUUAAACCAAUAAAGAAGCCAUUGGUUGAAGAUAUCCCAUUAUCGGAGGAAACUCCAAUGACUGAAACAACUGAAAUAGUUGAAACCGUAGAGGAAAAAGGAAGAAGGCGUCGUGUCAGGAAAAUUAAAACUGACGGAAAGGAAGAGGUAGAAGAAACUGUCGAGGUUGUCGAAGAGAAACCGACAUUUGAAGAUGUCGAAGAUAUGCCUGUCGAAGACGUGCCUAUUGAACCACAAAGAAAGCCAUCUGUGCCAUGGAGGGAAGAGACCGUCACUCUGAAGAAGACCAAAACUCAAAAGCAACCGUUGGCCAAAGAAUCGGUUGAAGAGGUCACGCUUAAACCAAUUAAGAAACCGGUGGUGGAUGAUAUCCCACUAGUUGAGAAAGUUACAGAUUAUGAUAAUAUAAAUGUUGAUAAACAUAUUGUUCAAGAUGUUGUGGAUAUGAAUACCGGAAAUGUCGUUGUAGAUGAUCAUCCCAUUAUUAAGAUAAGAUUCCUGAAGCAUGAAGAUAUGUUGAGGGAAGAUGCAACUAAUAAGCCGGAUGCAAUUGUUUGUGCUCAAAAAGUUAUUUCAAUUCCUAAAGAAAAGGUGAAAAAGAAAAAGAAACAUGUACAAUUAAAUGAAGAUAUGAACCAGGAAAAGGAAUUUUCCCCCGAUGAUGAGGUUAGUGCAUUGAAUGAUGAGGAGCUACCAUGUUCUAAUGUAUCAGACGCAAAGGAUCUUUUGGGAAUUCUUAAAUCUACGGAUGACGUUUUGACAGAUUAUAAUAUUGCUCUCAAGGUUGAUGAGUUCCCUACAGAUAUUUCUUUGAAGUCUAAAAAUAUAACAGAACAGAAGAUCCCAAAGAAAUUAUUAAGUGAAAAAUUGGAACUUCCUUGGAGAAGAGGUCGUAAGGAUACCGAUACUGAUGUUGUUGGUGAUGAUAUUAAGGAUGACACACAUUCACUUACUCCUAAAAAAGAACAGUUGAAUGUUGUAGAAGUGAAAACACUACAGCCGAAAUCGUUAGAUGUUGAAAAUAAACCACUUUUUGCUACAAUAAAACUUAAAAAAGCUUCACCGAAGAAAACAAAAGAUAUGGAACCUUUAGCAGUUCCUAAAGUUCAACUUAAAUCUCAUUUAUAUAGAGUGGAACUUAAUACGAAUGAACAUUUUCCUACAAUUUCAUUGUUGGAGCCUGUUUUUGUAGACAAUGGGGUUCUUUCUAGAAACUAUGCUGAGGCUAUGAAAAUUAAAAAAACAAAACCAAAAAAAUUAGUCCUUCCUGAACUAGAACCAGUUAUUCUUGAAAAGUAUGAACCAACUGACUUCCAUUACGAUAAAAAGGAAACACCGCAAACACAUCCGUCUUUACCAAUACAACCACUUAAAAAGAAAAUUCUAGAUGAAGAAACCCCAAAAAAAUUAGUUAUUGGAAAAGGAAAAAUUCCCACUCAGAAUGAUGAUGAAGAGAAAGUGUUAUUAAAAAAAAUACCCCAAAAACCAGUCGAGGAGAAAGUGGAUAUACCGAAGCCAAUUGAAAAACCACAAUUUAAACCAGAACCUGAUUUAAAACCGUCCGAAGACAAAGAUUUUACAUUAGAGCCAUUUAAACCUAUACCAGUUGGCGAAAGUUUUGAAGAGGGUGAGCCAACACCGAUUAAAAAUGAUAGUUCCCCUGAUAUAGAAAUGCCGACUAAAAAACCCAAAUAUAUUAGAAAAAAAAUAAAGAAAGAAGAAGAGCCUAUUUCUGAUAAGAAAAUAAUACCUGGAACACCAAAGCCUGUUCCAUCAGUUGAAGAUAAUGAUAUAAAUCUCAAGUAUAAACAAGGGAAACCAGAACCAGAAAUACCUGAAGAAAUAAAAUUAAAACCAUUUUUAAUAGAAAAACCAACGGUUACGACAGAACCAGAAGGUAUUGAUUUGGGUAAACCUGAACCAUUUGAAUAUCCAAGAGAUGAUGAACUAGUGAAGCCUCAAUACUUAAGGUCUAAACCAGAGAAAAAAAUGAAAAAGAAAAAGCCUGUGAAAACUGUUGAUCAUCAGAUAACAACAGAUGAUAAUGACGGUACAUCCCAGCCAUUACCUAUUGUAAAAGAGAAACCUGUACUCGAAGAAAUGGUAACCGUUAAUGUGAAACCCGUUAAAGUUGUUUCUGUUGAGUUAGAUAAUAAACCUUUAUUAGCAACUAUCAAACUCAAGAAAGCACCUUCUAAAUCAAAGAGUGAUGUCGACCAUGUUAAAAUCCCAAAAGUACUAUUAAAAUCUCAUUUAAAAAAUAUUGAAUACAAUACACAUGAACAUUUUCCUACAAUUUCAUUGUUGGAGCCUGUUUUUGUAGACAAUGGAGUUCUUUCUAGAAACUACGCUGAGGCUAUGAAAAUUAAAAAAACAAAACCAAAAAAAUUAGUCCUUCCUGAACUAGAACCAGUUAUUCUUGAAAAAUAUGAACCAACUGACUUCCAUUACGAUAAAAAGGAAACACCGCAAACACAACCGUCUUUACCAAUACAACCACUUAACAAGAAAAUUCUAGAUGAAGAAACCCCCAAAAAAUUAGUUAUUGGAAAAGGAAAAAUUCCCACUCAGAAUGAUGAUCAAGAGAAAGUGUUAUUAAAAAAAAUACCUCAAAAACCAGUCGAGGAAAAAGUGGAUAUACCGAAGCCAAUUGAAAAACCUCAAUUUAAACCAGAACUUGAUUUAAAACCGUCCGAAGACAAAGAUUUUACAUUGGAGCCAUUUAAACCUAUACCAGUUGGCGAAAGUUUUGAAGAGGGUGAGCCAACACCGAUUAAAAAUGAUAGUUCCCCUGAUAUAGAAAUGCCGACUAAAAAACCCAAAUAUAUUAGAAAAAAAAUAAAGAAAGAAGAAGAGCCUAUUUCUGAUAAGAAAAUAAUACCUGGAACACCAAAGCCUGUUCCGUCAGUUGAAGAUAAUGAUAUAAAUCUCAAGUAUAAACAAGGGAAACCAGAACCAGAAAUACCUGAAGAAAUAAAAUUAAAACCUAUUCCCAUAAAAAAACCUUUAGAUAAUAAAGAAAUUGAUGAUGAUGGAGUAGGAAAACCUAAGCCUUUUAUGAGUGAUUUACCUAAAAUUGAUAUAAAUUCCAAGUCCAAAAAGUCACCUUUACCGAAAUCGAUAAGUGUUGAUAGCCCUUUGCAAGAUCUUGAAAUUGUUAGUAUAAAAAGAAGUGAGGAAGUUCCUGAGCAAAAAGUGACUGAGAAUGAAACUGUAGCACCCUAUUUUAUUGAAAAAGUGCAACCAUUAGUAGCAGAACAUGAAAAGCCUACUGCUUUUACAUGCUCUGUGGGGGGAGUCCCUUCACCUGAAGUCAAAUGGUACCGGGACGAUCGUGAACUACAAACAACUGAUGUUUACGAAAUUAUUGUAUAUGAGAACACAUCUACAUUAAGGAUUUCUAAACCUACAGAAGAACAGGCUGGCGUUUAUGUUUGCCAAGCUACGAAUUCAGCUGGCAUCUCAACUUGUACUGCACUUCUAGUGGUGUUAGAUUCUGAAGAAAUUGGUGAAGCUCCAAUUUUUAUGGAACCUAUUAAACCUAGAAAAGUUCGGGGAAAAAAAUCUAUUCAACUAAGGUGUAUUGUAAAAGGAAUUCCUAUACCUGAAAUUAUUUGGUGUCGUGAAAAUGAAGAAAUAAUUUCUGAUGACGACGAGUAUAUAACUUCGUUUGAUUCUAAAACUGGUGAAGCCAUUUUAACAUUAGUAAAUCCUAUUGAUGUUGACCGAUCAACAUAUCUAGCUAGAGCAGUAAAUAUUCACGGAAAAUCUGAAUGCAUGGCACAUAUUACAUUUGAAAAAGAGGAAUAUGGAGAAGCGCCUAAGUUUGUAGAACGGUUGAAGCCGAAAGUUGUGAAAGCCAAUGAAACAACUGUACUCACAUGCUUAGUCAAAGGUGUUCCAUCGCCAACGGUUGUAUGGUGCCGCGAUGAUGAAGAAAUUACACCAGAUGACAGUCAUUUGUUAAUUUACAUUCCUGAAACUGGAGAAUCUAAACUUACAAUUGUACAUCCUGAUGAUAUUGAUGAAUCAACGUACACAGUUAAUGCAACGAAUAAAUUUGGAAGGGCUGAGUGUAGAGCAAAUUUAAUAGUUCAAAAAGAUGAAAUUGGCGAAGCGCCGACAUUCGUACAACCAGUAAAACCAAAAAUCGCCAAAUUAAAUGAAAUAACUGAACUUAAAUGUACAGUAAGAGGAACACCAAACCCGUUGGUAAUUUGGUGUCGUGGAAACGAAGAAAUUAUUCCUGACGAAAGUCAUUUGAUCACAUACCAUCAGGAAACCGGGGAAUCGAUCUUAACAAUUUUAAAUCCAUCUGAAAUUGAUGAAACUAUUUAUACCAUAAACGCCGUCAAUAAAUAUGGCCAAGCACAAUGCCGUGCAAAUCUAAUUAUUCAAAAAGAUGAAUCGGGUGAAGCACCAAUGUUCAUAGAACCGAUAAAACCAAAAAUCGCCAAAGCUAAUGCGUCUACUGAAUUAAAUUGUUUGGUUCGAGGAAUACCUACACCAACAGUUGUUUGGUUUAGAGGUGAUGUAGAAAUAAUUCCAGAUAACAUUCAUUCAAUAACGUUUAUACCAGAGACGGGUGAAUCAAAACUUAUUAUUUCAAAGGUCACAGAAGUUGAUCAAAAUACGUACACUGUAAAAGCAACUAACAAAUAUGGUAGAGCUCAAUGCCGGGCAAAUGUAAUUAUACAAGAAGACGUUUUCGGUGUAGCUCCAACUUUUGUUGAGCCCAUAAAACCCGUAUUAGCAAAACCAGAUCAAACAACUGUUUUACGUUGUUUGGUGACUGGUAACCCAGUUCCAACUAUAGUUUGGUGUCGUGGAAAGGACGAAAUUGUUCCUGAUGACAUGCAUACAAUUCAGUUUAUUCCAGAAACUGGAGAAUCUACUUUGACCAUAGAAAAAGCAGCAACAAUUGACGAAACGCAUUAUUCAGUAGAAGCAAUUAACAAAUUUGGAAGAGCUAGAUGCAGAGCUAAUUUAGUUUUAGAAAAAUAUGAUACUGGAAUCGCUCCUGCAUUUGUCGUUCCGAUUAAACCUAAAGCCGUUAAGCCAACCGAAUCUGUAGAACUAAGUUGCGUCGUUUCCGGAACACCAAUGCCAACCGUCGUAUGGUGUCGCGGGGAUGAACAACUCAUGCCUGACGAAAGUCAUAUCAUAUCUUAUACACCAGAGACUGGCGAAUCCAAGCUAACGAUUUGUAACGCCACGGAAUUGGACGUAAAUGAUUAUACAGUAAAAGCAGUCAACGAUUUUGGUGCGGCCCAGUGCAGAGCCAAUCUGAUUAUAGACGAAAUCGUUGAUGAAAUACCUAAGUCGUGUGAAGAAGCACCAUGCAUAACGAAACCUUUGCAACCCGUCAUAGCAAAAAAAGACUCGUGUGUGACGUUAGACGUGCAUUUCAGAGGAACUCCCGAGUUAAAAGUUCGGUGGUUCCAUAAUGGUAAAGACAUAACUGAUAAAAAAACGUUUGUUCGCACCUUAACUAUAACAGAGACCACGACCGUAAUAACUAUAAAGAAAAUUACUAAGAAAACCACUGGACGUUAUGAAGUCGUGGUUACUAAUAAUCGCGGGGAAGCGAAGACUUCUACUACAGUAUCAAUUGAUGAUGUAGACGAGACAAUCGAGAAAGACGAGACUACAGUCGGGAAAACGCCGUACUUUGAGACGGAACUGCAAACGGAAACAAUAUGGGAAGAUGAGGAGGAGAAAGAAAAGAAAACCACAAUGUGCCUCGUUGUAAAGGUAAAGGGUACUCCCAAGCCUAAGAUCCUUUGGUAUGAGAGUGGUAAAGAAAUAACGCCCAAUGAAGACUUCCAAAUUGAAGAACACGAUGAAGGAGUAUCCUUGUUAACGAUCAAGAAAAGGCCAACAGAGAGCGUUCGGGAAAUUACAUGCGAAGCUACAAACGAGCUCGGAACGGUCGCUACCAGGACUCUAGUAGUUUCAGGUAUCAAAGGGACGAAAGCAUACAGGAAGCCAUCGUGGGUGACCCAGAUGGAAGAGUUACGGGAACAAUUGCAAGCUUUUCAAAGUUUACCGAGCUUUGUAAACGAAUUAAAGGACGAGCGAGCAGUUGAAAACGAAACGAUUGUGUUUGAAUGCCAAUUUUCAGGAAAUCCUAUACCCGUAAUAAUAUGGUAUCACGAUGACAAAAUUGUCAGAAAUUCAUCUAAUGUUCAAGUUAAGAUCACCGACACCAAAACAACAUUGACUAUUAAAAGAGCAACUAAGGAAGAUGAAGGUGUUUAUAUUUGCAAAGCAAACAGCAAUUUAGGAGAAGCUAAAAAUAAAGCAAAACUUUAUGUUAAAAAACUUGGAGAAGAAACAUUCACGGCUACCGAAGAAGAAGUGGAAGAAAAAGAAGUAGAAGAAGUGAAGAAAACGAAAAAAACAAAAAAGAAAACUAUAAAGAAGAAACAUAAAAAGGAAUCUGAAUCAUUCGAUGAAACAGAAAUAAAAGAAUCAACUACUUCUAAAACGGUAGAGGGGAAACCGUUGUUACCGGAACGCGAACCGUUAUCCACGUCAGAAACAAUUUCUGACGAGACGGUCAGGGAAAUUCGUGGACCCGAAUUUAUUCACGCAAAACCCAUCGAAGAACCUGCUUUGUUCACGGCACUUAAGAUCCGGAAGCCCACAGUGGUCAAUGAAGUUGAACAAGUUUUAGAUCAAGUGGAACUGGCUGAGUUUGGACCGGCUGAAUGUCCAUUACGAGAAUUGGCCACUAUUGAUGUACUUACUCGACAUGGCAUAUCGAUAGAACAGGUGAUCGAAGAGUACACGUCCGGUCAGUUCCCUGCGCUGAGGACCGCGCCAGCUCAAUCAGCCAUGGUGCACUUAAUCGAACGUGAAGGGUACACAUCACUCGUGGCUGACGUUUUCACUAAAGAAUCAACCAUACCUGAAACCGUCAAUGAAGUGUUUAAGGCAUUCAUGACAAUGGUCGAGUUGAAACACAGUACACUGGAAGAGAUCAUUACUUACUUGAUGCCAGAAGAUUUCCAAACCAGCACCUGGGAUUUGGAACACGCAUCUCAAAUUACUACAGAUGAUACGAUCACCGAAACAGCUGAUAUCAGCGAAUCUAUAAAUAUAUUAGUAAACGAAGUUAAGAAGAAAACACGUUCGACAAAGAGAUUAGUUAAGACAAGUGAAGAGAGUUUAUCAAUUGAAAAUGAACAAGUAAAGAAAGUUAUGGAUUAUAGCAAUAUUAAGAUUACUGAUAAUACCAUAGUUGAAUUAUCAGAAGACAAACCGAUCAAAACGGAAAAAUGUAUAAAACAAAACAAAAAUAUAGAAGAUAUCAGUAAAGGAGAAGAUGAGGAAGAAGAAGAAAUUAUCACAAAAGAAACGAAAAUAAUAAAAAUAAAUAAAGUAAAACGAUCGAAUAUCGGAAAAGAAAUUAUUCCUGAAGAGACAACAUAUGAAUUCAAUGUAGAAAAGUAUCCCGCAAUAUGUCCAACCGUUUUGAAAACAUCAAAAACUUUAAAUGAAACAAUUGCUCAGCAAGAAGCUGUAGAGCUCUCAACAGAUAUUAAUAACAUACCGGAAAAAGCUCAGAUUAGAAUAACAACUCGAAGCGCCGCGGAAAGUAUAAUAACAAAAGACGAAGAGAAAGAAGAAACCCGAAAAGAAGCAUUAGAAAUAAAAAAACAUCAAGCAAAUUCAGCUUUUGAACUUAACGAAAGUUUUUCUACAGAUCAUCCAGACGCUCAAUCGCCUCUUGAAGAAAUUGUUAAAACCUUUGAAUUCAAACCAUGUUUGGCAAUAAAUGAUGUUAUACCUAAGGAAAGUAUAACAAUUAAUGAAAUUUAUCCAAAUCAAAGUCUUGGCAAAGGAAUUGAUUACAAACCAAAAAAUAAGGAAGCUAAGGUUACUGUAAUUUCACAUUCACAAAAAGUAGUAACAGAAUCAAUUGCCUCUACAAAGGAAGGCGAAAUUAAACAAUUACUUAUGCCACAGAAAAAAAAAGCUACACAAGAUUAUGUUGAACACGAAAGUAUUAAUGUUGUUGAAGUAAAUGAAGCACAUACCGAAAGUCAAUUAAUAGAUGAUUUUAAACCAACACCAGUGAAAUCUUCAGUGAAAUAUCCACUACACGAACAAUUAGUUGUUAGUGAAUCACAUUCAGAAAUUCAACCGGAAAAUUACUAUCCAGAAAUAAUUGUACCCACUGAAGUCGCAGAACAAUUAAUAGUACCAUCAAAUAACGCUAUAACUGCAUUCCAAAUAGAAUCUUCUGAAAAAGAAGCAGAAUAUAAUCAUUCGAAAUCACCCAAUGAGUAUAAAGCAGAUAUUUCGAUUAUUCCUGAAAAAUAUAUUGAAGUAAGCGAGUCAAUCAUACAAGAAAAAGAAACUAAACUAGAAAAAGAAAAAGUACCAGAUAAGUCAUUUGCAGUUUCCGAUAUAAUUUUACAAUCAAGUAUAAUUGUAAACUCAAUUAAUCAAGAAGAAAAUGAGGAAAAAUUCAAUACUCAUUUACCUCAAUCGCAUACUGCAAAACUAACAAUAAACAACGCAAAUAAAGUGAGUAGUUCUUCAGUAAUAGAAAUUAAUGAAGCAGAAUCUGAUUUAAACAUUUUGGUCAUACCAGAAACAAAACAAAUUGAAAGUUCCAUAAUUGGUUUAGAAGUAACUGAGAUUAUACCUAAAGAGACAGAAUCCAAUUUUACAUCACAAUCAGCAUUAGAAAUAUUACCAGUUACUAGUUUUACUGAAAAUAAUUCGUGUAUAGUCACUGAAACUACAGUUGAUGAUUAUUCAACAGAUUUAUUAUCAAAUUUGAAUUACAAAGCAUUUGAAGCCAAACCAAAGUUUGAAGAAUUAGAAGCCAAGCAAAUAUCUCAAAUAAAUGUACAAGAGAAUAACAUUCCAUUAGAUGAAACUUCUAAACCUAUUUCAGUUAAAUUGGAAACAAGUUUUUAUCCAAUUCAAAGCAUAACUGUAGAACAAACAGUUGCGACAGAACAAGAACAAUUCUUGCCAUUAAAUGUACAGCAAGAGUUACAUAAUUCUGUAAGUAGUCCAUCUCACUCUCUUCAAGUUGUAGUUAUUGAAGAGAUUACACCAGAGAAUUGUGUUACACAGAUAGAAGAAACGUAUAAAAACAAUAAUCAAAAUGCAUCAAAAAUAGCCCAAAUUAGUUUUGUAGAUGACCAAUGUAUUAUUGUAAAAGAAGUGUCAACCUAUGAGUCAGAAACUAGUUUAUCACUUGAUAGUAAACCUGAAAAUGUAAAGGCUGUACCAGUAUUUACUGGUUAUGAUGUGGCUGAGACAUUAGAAAUAAUUUCAAAUGAUGCCAUUGAAAAAUUGAACAUACAAAAAUAUAAAAAUAAUAAUGCAAAAUUAAAACACAUACCAUAUGAAGCAAUUGUAUCAGAAGUUACAUCUGUAAAUGAGUUAGAAGACAUUUUACCAAAUAAAGAAAAGAAACAGCUAAAAAAUGUAAACAUUAAAAUUGACGAGGUUGUUGGUGUAAAUAUUACAGAACAACCUGUUUACGAAAAAGAAAAAACUUCGAUUGAACAAAAAGUAUUUAUAAGUAAAAAGGCUAGUACUGAAUUUGUUCCGAUAGAGAUUGUUGAUCGCUCAGAAAUUGUUACAGGUGAUUAUACUUUGGAUUUGAUACAACCCGAGGUAUCUGAAUCGCAUGCAUAUCAUCAACCUAGUACAUUUGAAAGUGUUAUUUUGUACGAAACUAAUAUAUCUGAAAAAGAACAAGAGAUGACUGAAGAUAAAACUCCAUUAGUAUGCACUGCAAAUAAAUCUUUAAUAGUGGAUGAAGCAAUAGAAGUUACAGAAAUAAUUUCUGACAUUAAACCAGAAGAUAUUUCUAUUUCCAUAUUGCCUGAAGAAAAAACAGCCAAAACUAACAUUAUACCAUUUAAACCUCUUGAGGGUCAAGAUAUAACGACUUGUGAAAAUGUGGAGACAGUGAAAAAUCAAAGUCCACUGUCUGAAGUUGCCCAUAUAUCUCAAAAACCGUUUCAUAGUUUAGAAACAAGUUUAAUAAUAUUGACAGAUUCAGAAAAUAAGUUGUCUGAUUUUGUGAUGCCGAAUACAAAAAAAGCAGAGACUAAUUAUAGUGACUUAGAUAUUCCAAUUAGUGUUGUUGAAAUUUUAACGCAAGAUAAAGAACUAGAUUUUAAAGGUCAAGAAGUUCCAUCACAUACAUUAGACAAACAAGAAAUAAUCUUAGAAGAAUGUCGGGUUACAUCAGAAACAAUGGUAUGUAGUUCUACUAGUGAUUUUGAUGAAAUUAUACCACAAUCAGUUUAUGCUUUGCCGUCUAAAAGCACUCAAAUUGCAAUUGAGUCAAUAGAAACCGCUCAUCUUGAAAAAGAAGGGGAUUUGGUUGACAAUCAUAUAUUUUCAGAAAGACAUGCAGAUUUCACAUAUGAAGAAGUAAAGAGUAUUCAAAUAACUGAACAAGUUAAACUUGACACCAAAGAAGAAUUAAUAAUUGAAAGUAUACCCGCGGAUAGAAAAAGUAAUACAACGAUUACAGGACAAGAUGUUGCGGAAACAUUUGAGACUAAAGUAGAAAGUCCUAUUGAAGAAUUAAAAAUAGAAUUCCCGAAAGAAAAAUCAGCUAAAACUAUUCAAGCAAAUGAAGUUCACAGUGUUGAAGUAUCUGAAAUUAUUACACAAGAAAAAGAAUCUUCAUUAGAUGAUAAUAAAAAAUACAACACAAAAAAAGUAAACAUUAUAGUUGAAGAUAACUCAGGAACGUAUAUGGUUACUGAAAUAUUUCCCAAAGAAAAAGAAAUCCAAUUUAUAGAAAAAUCUCAACCUAUUUAUCGAUAUGCUGAACAAGAUAUUUUAAGUCAUGAAGGAUUACAAGUUAACGAAACAAAUAUUUCAAUUUGUGAAAAACAGUUAAGUGAUUUAGAAUAUUCAACUAAAUUAGGCAAUCGAGUUAUAGAACCCCUCGAAUGCAUUGAAAUAUCUGAAAUAAAUGUUCAAGAACCAGAAUAUAAUUUACCUAAAUUACUUCAUCCAAAAAUGGAAAAUGCAGUUAAUAUUUUAAAUGAAAAUGUAGGUCUUAUAAUAAAUUCUACAGUUAUUAAUGAUAAAGAAAAUGAACUUAAAAUCGAUAAAUUAAAUACAAAAAUUGCAACUAAAAUAUCAAAUUUAAUUGGUUACAAAGUUCCUCAAAAAUCUGAGAAAAAUACUUUAGAGAGUGUUGAACUUUUAAAAUAUAUUAAAGAAGAUGAACAUCAAGCGUCAUCUGAACACAUAUUAUUGGAAGGCAUAAGUACAACUGUAGUUAAUUCACAAGAUAAAGAACUUCCAUUUGAACAAUUAACGAAAUUAACAGGAAAAUCUGCCUCGCUAGAAUACGAAAUGGAACAAAACUUAGAUGUAACUGAAGUGUGUUUAGGAGAAUCAGAAACAGAUUUAAUUCCUAUUUUUUUGCCAUCAAGUCACAUUGCUGCAAGUGAAUUGUCGGAAACCCAACAAGUUGCAUCCAGUUUUGAAGUUACCCCACAAAAUUCUACUCACAAUUUAUGUGCCCAAUCAAUGCCGUCUGGUAUUUCUAUAACUCCUAAAUCCACAGAAUCACAUAGUCUUGAAGUAACUGAAACUCUGUAUCACGAAACUGAAAAACCAUUUGAAUCGGUUGAAAAUGUAUUAAAGACUUGCAAUCUUACAAUUCAAGUGGACCAAAAUGUUGAGAUAACAGAAAUUGUAACGAAUGAAUCAGAGAAACCAUUAGAUUUAUUUGACAAAAAUAGAGGUUCAGAAGCGAGUAUAGUAUUCGAUGAAAAUCAGUCUGUUUCCAUCGAAGAGAUAGAAACUUCUGAUGAUGUUGUUCCGUUAACUAAGAAUGUGCCCAAUGCAUUAAGUGCAACAAAACAGUUAGAACUACAAUUAGGAAUCGUGGUUACUGAAGUUAGAACAGAAGAAAAUGAGAUUGAACAUGAAACACAAAUUCAACCUUCAUUAAAACAUGUUUCACAAAUAUUGCCAGAAAAACAUAGUUUGAAUGUGACUUCCGCUAUUAUAAUUGAAAAAGAAAGUAUAUUAAAUAAAUCUAAGAAAGAAAUUCAACAAAAUGCACAAGUUUCUUCGGUAUACAGCCCUAUGAAAGUUGUUCAAUCAGAAGAAAAUUUUAUAGAAAUGAGUUUAACCAAUUUAAAGACUACUACACCAAGUGAAAUAUUUUCAGAAUCUUCACAAAUUCCUUAUGAUUCAAUAAAUCAAUUAGAAAUUAGAUCAUUCGAAAAAGAAAGUGAAUUAAAAUUGACUAAAAAUAAGAAAAAGGAAAUGGCAACGAUUAAUAUGGAUACUAUUAAUAUACUUACCACAACAGAAAUCAUUACAGGUGAAAAAGAAUCUAUUUAUACACCUUUAACGAAACCUAUUACAAAACAAGCUUUAAUUGAUAUAACUGAAAGCCGACCAGUUAGUAAAGCUUUUGAAGUAAAACCAGAAGAUAUUACAACGGAAUUACAAAUUCCUAAUGUCAUAUCAUGUAAAAUAACACCAGCUCAAGAAGUUGUCCAUGGUGUUGUUGUUGUUGAACAUUUGGGUCAUGAUAAAGAAGAAAAAUUUGAAGGGGAAUACAAACCAACGCUCUUAGCGGCUAACAUAAACGUAGAAAAAGAAAAAGAGACGAAGACUAUAACUGAAGUUACAACUCAUGAAAUGGAAGGCCAAGUUAAGAAUAUAGAUAUGCCAACAUCUAAAAAUGCUCACAUAGAAAUAAAUUCUGGGAAAGAGAUAGCAGAAAAAAUAGAAAUAUUACCAAACAUUGCAUUAGGGUCAUUGAAUAAUUUUGUAACUAAAACAUCAACUGCUCUUCUAGUACAAGAUACGUUUGAUAGUAUUCAAUCCACAAUAACUACAACAGAGGAUAAAGAAAAUCCAUUCAUUUCUGAUUUAGUUUACCAAAAAUCUAAAGCUGACAUUAAUAUUGAAGAAUCAAAUAGUAUAAAUAUAACUGAAGUAAUUGUGGAUGAUACAGAAGGAAAAUAUGUUUCUCCAGAAUUACCAUUAACGAAAAACGCUGGAAAAUCUAUUUUACCAAAUGAAGUAGCAGAAGCAUCUAUUGUAUUAGCUGAUGAAAAUUUAAGAACAUUUGAUAAAUUUAAAACAAAAGAAGAAUCAGCUAAUAUUUUACUGGAAACAUAUUCAAAUAUAUCUCAAACUGAAACCACUGUACAAGAAAGUGAAAUAUAUCUUGAACCCGUUAAACUGAUAUCGAAUAAAGCUGACAUUACAAUGAUACCUAAUAAUAGUUUAACAAUAACAGAAGUAAUAACUGAUGAUUAUGAUGAAAAAUUAAAUAUUAAAAAAGAACAAAAUCCACAAAAAAUUAUUACAUCAUUAUCAAAAUUACACGGAGUUCCACAAGUGUCAGAAACUAUUUCAUCAAUUACAACUAGUAAUGUAAUUAUUCCUGUAAUUGAUAGCAAUUAUGCAUCGGUUUCACAAUCAGAACUAUAUGACACAGUGAUGUCAACUGAAAUAAAUGCGUUAGAAAAAGAAAGAUUGUUUACACAAAAGCCUAAAUUUGAAAAUUUUAAAGCAGAAAUUAAGUUUAAAGAAGAUAAAUCAUUAAAUGUCUUUGAAACCGUCUUAAACGAUAAUGAAAAGCCAUUAAAAAUAAAUGAACCUUUAAUAAAACAGGCCUCAUUAAUUCAACCAACAUUUGAUGUUCCUACGAUAUCUGAACAUACGUUGAUUGAAACUGAAAUUAAUCUUGAAUCAACUAUAAUACCAAAAGAACAAAUGGUUAAUAUAUCAUUUGAAAAUAAUAUAAAUGUUCAGGUGUCUGAAGCAAAUGCUAUAGAAACGGAAAGUGAUUUCUUAACACCAAUUCAAAAUUCUGAAACUGCAACUAUACCUGAAUUAAUACCACAACCGGUUGCAAAUGUUACGGAAGUUAUAACUAGCUUAAAUGUUCAAAAUUUUCCUCAACCGAGUCAGACUGAAUAUAGCAAUGCUAGCGCAAUCCAUUCAACAUUUAAUAGCCUAUUACAAACAAAAGUUGAAAUAUCAGAAUCAGAAAAUAAAUUUAAAAAACCUAAAAGUAUAGAAGAAAAGGCAUCAGUAAAAACUGAAACAUUAGAAAACAUCAUAAUAACAGAACCGGAAAUAUCUGAAAAAGAAGGAACACUUGAAGCACCAAGGAAAAUUGAUUUGAGACAUGCCCAAAUUUCAUUUGAAGAAGAAAAAUCUAGUAUAAUUAUUUCGAAUAUAAUAAGUGAAGAUAAAGAAUCUGAAUUCACUCAAGCACAAACACGUAAAAGUUCAAUUGCAAAAAUUACAUUAGAAAAUUUAAAGGCAAUCACUAACACUGAGCAAAAUGUAUCAGAAAAAGAAGGUACACUAAACAUUCAGAAUCCAAAAGAUGAAACUGCAAAUAUGACAUUUGAAGAUUAUCAAUCAGGAAUUAUAGUCUCAAACGUUAUACCCGAAUGGAAAGAAGAAAAAUUAAAAAUUAAAAAUACGACAUAUUCUACUGCGACAUUUAUUACAGACAACUAUGAAAGCUUAAUCCAAAAUCAACAAAUGGUAAAUGAAAAGGAAGAAUUUACAAUAUCUGAAGAAAUACCAGAAUCAACAACUGCAUCCAUCACAGUUGAAAAUGAAAAAAUAGGAGCAGUUGUAUCUGAAAUUAUAAGUGGUGAAAAAGAAAGCGAAAUACAAACAACAAAAGCAAGAAAAAAAUCAAAAGCUUUAAUAUCAACCAAAGAAUUAAAACCAUUAGUAACAACAGAGACACAACUAUUAUCAAACACCGAAGAAAUGAAAUUACCAAACAAAAUUUCUGACACAUCAGCAAAAAUAAAAUUAGACGAACUAAGCCACAUAACAAUUCAAGAACUAGUUCCCAACGAAAAAGAAUUGAAAAUGAAACAAAUAAAUCCAAUUCAAUACAAUAUAACACCAACAUAUUUAGAACUACUACCAUUAGAAUCAAGUCAAACACAAUCAGAAAUAACACCAAUUAAAUUUGAAAAUGAAAAAAUAGUCAAAUGUACUGCAACAAAAGGUACAACUCAAAUAAACAAAAGUAUCAAUAUCAACGAAGAUAUAUUAUUAGAAUCAGCCACUGACCUAAGACAAGAAGCAAUAAACCGACAGAGAGCAUCAAUCACUGACAUACCAUUGAGCACAGAUGACAUAAUGCCAGCACUACACGGAGAACAAAUAAUAUCAACGGUGACACAAAACAACAUAAAACACACCCAAACAAAAAAAAAUCAAAUUGAUGAUAUUAAAACAACGACAGUUACGGAAAUUAAUCAAAAAAAAAUCACUAAAAAGCAAACGAUAAAAACUGUAAAGGACGGUGUUGAAAACGUAGAGGUUAUUGAAUCUAAACCAGAGAUUACAGAGAUUGUUGAUGAGGAAACUAAACCAUUACCCGAAAUCGAAUCCCUUCAACCCGAAGAAGCUACGCUAAUUCCAGACGAGGCUAUAUCUGUCGAUAUUAAAACUACGACUGUUAUAGAGGGUGGUAAGAAGAAGGUUACUAAAAAGCAAACAAUAAAAACUGUAAAGGAUGGUGUGGAAAACGUAGAGGUUAUUGAAUCUAAACCAGAGAUUACAGAGAUUGUUGAUGAGGAAACUAAACCAUUACCCGAAAUCGAAUCCCUUCAACCCGAAGAAGCUACGCUAAUUCCAGACGAGGCUAUAUCUGUCGAUAUUAAAACUACGACUGUUAUAGAGGGUGGUAAGAAGAAGGUUACUAAAAAGAAAACAAUAAAAACUGUAAAGGAUGGUGUGGAAAACGUAGAGGUUAUUGAAUCUAAACCAGAGAUUACAGAGGUUGUUGAUGAGGAAAGUAAACCAUUACCUGAAAUCGAAUCCCUUCAACCCGAAGAAGCUACGCUAAUUCCAGAUGAGGCUACAUCUGUCGACAUAAAAACUACGACUGUUAUUGAGGGAGGUAAGAAGAAGGUUACUAAAAAGAAAACAAUAAAAACUGUAAAGGACGGUGUUGAAAACGUAGAGGUUAUUGAAUCUAAACCAGAGAUUACAGAGAUUGUUGAUGAGGAAACUAAACCAUUACCCGAAAUCGAAUCCCUUCAACCCGAAGAAGCUACGCUAAUUCCAGACGAGGCUACAUCUGUCGAUAUUAAAACUACGACUGUUAUAGAGGGUGGUAAGAAGAAGGUUACUAAAAAGAAAACAAUAAAAACUGUAAAGGAUGGUGUGGAAAACGUAGAGGUUAUUGAAUCUAAACCAGAGAUUACAGAGAUUGUUGAUGAGGAAACUAAACCAAUACCCGAAAUCGAAUUCCUUAAACCCGAAGAAGCUACGCUAAUUCCAGACGAGGCUACAUCUGUCGACAUAAAAACUACGACUGUUAUAGAGGGUGGUAAGAAAAAGGUUACUAAAAAGAAAACAAUAAAAACUGUAAAGGACGGUAUUGAAAACGUAGAGGUUAUUGAAUCUAAACCAGAGAUAACAGAGAUUGUUGAUGAGGAAACUAAACCAUUACCCGAAAUCGAAUCCCUUCAACCCGAAGAAGCUACGCUAAUUCCAGACGAGGCUACAUCUGUCGAUAUUAAAACUACGACUGUUAUUGAGGGAGGUAAGAAGAAGGUUACUAAAAAGAAAACAAUAAAAACUGUAAAGGACGGUGUUGAAAACGUAGAGGUUAUUGAAUCUAAACCAGAGAUUACAGAGAUUGUAGAUGAGGAAACUAAACCAUUACCCGAAAUCGAAUCCCUUCAACCCGAAGAAGCUACGCUAAUUCCAGACGAGGCUACAUCUGUCGAUAUUAAAACUACGACUGUUAUAGAGGGUGGUAAGAAGAAGGUUACUAAAAAGAAAACAAUAAAAACUGUAAAGGAUGGUGUGGAAAACGUAGAGGUUAUUGAAUCUAAACCAGAGAUUACAGAGAUUGUAGAUGAGGAAACUAAACCAUUACCCGAAAUCGAAUCCCUUAAACCCGAAGAAGCUACGCUAAUUCCAGACGAGGCUACAUCUGUCGACAUAAAAACUACGACUGUUAUAGAGGGUGGUAAGAAAAAGGUUACUAAAAAGAAAACAAUAAAAACUGUAAAGGACGGUGUGGAAAACGUAGAGGUUAUUGAAUCUAAACCAGAGAUUACAGAGAUUGUUGAUGAGGAAACUAAACCAUUACCCGAAAUCGAAUCCCUUCAACCCGAAGAAGCUUCCCUAAUUCCAGAUGAAGCUACGUCUGUCGACAUAAAAACUACGACUGUUAUUGAGGGAGGUAAGAAGAAGGUUACUAAAAAGAAAACAAUAAAAACUGUAAAGGACGGUGUUGAAAACGUAGAGGUUAUUGAAUCAAAACCAGAGAUUACAGAGAUUGUUGAUGAGGAAACUAAACCAAUACCCGAUAUCGAAUCUCUUCAACCCGAAGAAGCUACGCUAAUUCCAGACGAGGCUACAUCUGUCGACAUAAAAACUACGACUGUUAUAGAGGGUGGUAAGAAAAAGGUUACUAAAAAGAAAACAAUAAAAACUGUAAAGGACGGUAUUGAAAACGUAGAGGUUAUUGAAUCUAAACCAGAGAUAACAGAGAUUGUUGAUGAGGAAACUAAACCAUUACCCGAAAUCGAAUCCCUUCAACCCGAAGAAGCUACGCUAAUUCCAGACGAGGCUACAUCUGUCGAUAUUAAAACUACGACUGUUAUUGAGGGAGGUAAGAAGAAGGUUACUAAAAAGAAAACAAUAAAAACUGUAAAGGACGGUGUUGAAAACGUAGAGGUUAUUGAAUCUAAACCAGAGAUUACAGAGAUUGUAGAUGAGGAAACUAAACCAUUACCCCAAAUCGAAUCCCUUCAACCCGAAGAAGCUACGCUAAUUCCAGACGAGGCUACAUCUGUCGAUAUUAAAACUACGACUGUUAUAGAGGGUGGUAAGAAGAAGGUUACUAAAAAGAAAACAAUAAAAACUGUAAAGGAUGGUGUGGAAAACGUAGAGGUUAUUGAAUCUAAACCAGAGAUUACAGAGAUUGUUGAUGAGGAAACUAAACCAUUACCCGAAAUCGAAUCCCUUAAACCCGAAGAAGCUACACUAAUUCCAGACGAGGCUACAUCUGUCGACAUAAAAACUACGACUGUUAUUGAGGGAGGUAAGAAGAAGGUUACUAAAAAGAAAACAAUAAAAACUGUAAAGGACGGUGUUGAAAACGUAGAGGUUAUUGAAUCUAAACCAGAGAUUACAGAGAUUGUUGAUGAGGAAACUAAACCAUUACCCGAAAUCGAAUCCCUUCAACCCGAAGAAGCUACGAUAAUUCCAGACGAGGCUACAUCUGUCGAUAUUAAAACUACGACUGUUAUAGAGGGUGGUAAGAAGAAGGUUACUAAAAAGAAAACAAUAAAAACUGUAAAGGAUGGUGUGGAAAACGUAGAGGUUAUUGAAUCUAAACCAGAGAUUACAGAGAUUGUUGAUGAGGAAAGUAAACCAUUACCUGAAAUCGAAUCCCUUCAACCCGAAGAAGCUACGCUAAUUCCAGAUGAGGCUACAUCUGUCGAUAUUAAAACUACGACUGUUAUUGAGGGAGGUAAGAAGAAGGUUACUAAAAAGAAAACAAUAAAAACUGUAAAGGACGGUGUUGAAAACGUAGAGGUUAUUGAAUCUAAACCAGAGAUUACAGAGAUUGUAGAUGAGGAAACUAAACCAUUACCCGAAAUCGAAUCCCUUCAACCCGAAGAAGCUACGCUAAUUCCAGACGAGGCUACAUCUGUCGAUAUUAAAACUACGACUGUUAUAGAGGGUGGUAAGAAGAAGGUUACUAAAAAGAAAACAAUAAAAACUGUAAAGGAUGGUGUGGAAAACGUAGAGGUUAUUGAAUCUAAACCAGAGAUUACAGAGAUUGUUGAUGAGGAAACUAAACCAUUACCCGAAAUCGAAUCCCUUAAACCCGAAGAAGCUACACUAAUUCCAGACGAGGCUACAUCUGUCGACAUAAAAACUACGACUGUUAUUGAGGGAGGUAAGAAGAAGGUUACUAAAAAGAAAACAAUAAAAACUGUAAAGGACGGUGUUGAGAACGUAGAGGUUAUUGAAUCUAAACCAGAGAUUACAGAGAUUGUUGAUGAGGAAACUAAACCAUUACCCGAAAUCGAAUCCCUUCAACCCGAAGAAGCUACGAUAAUUCCAGACGAGGCUACAUCUGUCGAUAUUAAAACUACGACUGUUAUAGAGGGUGGUAAGAAGAAGGUUACUAAAAAGAAAACAAUAAAAACUGUAAAGGAUGGUGUGGAAAACGUAGAGGUUAUUGAAUCUAAACCAGAGAUUACAGAGAUUGUUGAUGAGGAAAGUAAACCAUUACCUGAAAUCGAAUCCCUUCAACCCGAAGAAGCUACGCUAAUUCCAGAUGAGGCUCCAUCUGUCGACAUAAAAACUACGACUGUUAUUGAGGGAGGUAAGAAGAAGGUUAAUAAAAAGAAAACAAUAAAAACUGUAAAGGACGGUGUUGAAAACGUAGAGGUUAUUGAAUCUAAACCAGAGAUUACAGAGAUUGUUGAUGAGGAAACUAAACCAUUACCCGAAAUCGAAUCCCUUCAACCCGAAGAAGCUACGCUAAUUCCAGACGAGGCUACAUCUGUCGAUAUUAAAACUACGACUGUUAUAGAGGGUGGUAAGAAGAAGGUUACUAAGAAGAAAACAAUAAAAACUGUAAAGGAUGGUGUGGAAAACGUAGAGGUUAUUGAAUCUAAACCAGAGAUUACAGAGAUUGUUGAUGAGGAAACUAAACCAUUACCCGAAAUCGAAUCCCUCAAACCCGAAGAAGCUACACUAAUUCCAGACGAGGCUACAUCUGUCGACAUAAUAACUACGACUGUUAUAGAGGGUGGUAAGAAAAAGGUUACUAAAAAGAAAACAAUAAAAACUGUAAAGGACGGUAUUGAAAACGUAGAGGUUAUUGAAUCUAAACCAGAGAUUACAGAGAUUGUAGAUGAGGAAACUAAACCAUUACCCGAAAUGGAAUCCCUUAAACCCGAAGAAGCUACGCUAAUUCCAGACGAGGCUAUAUCUGUCGAUAUUAAAACUACGACUGUUAUAGAGGGUGGAAAGAAGAAGAUUACUAAAAAGAAAACAAUAAAAACUGUAAAGGAUGGUGUGGAAAACGUAGAGGUUAUUGAAUCUAAACCAGAGAUUACAGAGAUUGUAGAUGAGGAAACUAAACCAUUACCCGAAAUCGAAUCCCUUAAACCCGAAGAAGCUACGCUAAUUCCAGACGAGGCUACAUCUGUCGACAUAAAAACUACGACUGUUAUAGAGGGUGGUAAGAAAAAGGUUACUAAAAAGAAAACAAUAAAAACUGUAAAGGACGGUGUGGAAAACGUAGAGGUUAUUGAAUCUAAACCAGAGAUUACAGAGAUUGUUGAUGAGGAAACUAAACCAUUACCCGAAAUCGAAUCCCUUCAACCCGAAGAAGCUUCCCUAAUUCCAGAUGAAGCUACGUCUGUCGACAUAAAAACUACGACUGUUAUUGAGGGAGGUAAGAAGAAGGUUACUAAAAAGAAAACAAUAAAAACUGUAAAGGACGGUGUUGAAAACGUAGAGGUUAUUGAAUCAAAACCAGAGAUUACAGAGAUUGUUGAUGAGGAAACUAAACCAAUACCCGAAAUCGAAUUCCUUAAACCCGAAGAAGCUACGCUAAUUCCAGACGAGGCUACAUCUGUCGACAUAAAAACUACGACUGUUAUAGAGGGUGGUAAGAAAAAGGUUACUAAAAAGAAAACAAUAAAAACUGUAAAGGACGGUAUUGAAAACGUAGAGGUUAUUGAAUCUAAACCAGAGAUUACAGAGAUUGUUGAUGAGGAAACUAAACCAUUACCCGAAAUCGAAUCCCUUCAACCCGAAGAAGCUACGCUAAUUCCAGACGAGGCUACAUCUGUCGAUAUUAAAACUACGACUGUUAUUGAGGGAGGUAAGAAGAAGGUUACUAAAAAGAAAACAAUAAAAACUGUAAAGGACGGUGUUGAAAACGUAGAGGUUAUUGAAUCUAAACCAGAGAUUACAGAGAUUGUAGAUGAGGAAACUAAACCAUUACCCGAAAUCGAAUCCCUUCAACCCGAAGAAGCUACGCUAAUUCCAGACGAGGCUACAUCUGUCGACAUAAAAACUACGACUGUUAUUGAGGGAGGUAAGAAGAAGGUUACUAAAAAGAAAACAAUAAAAACUGUAAAGGACGGUGUUGAAAACGUAGAGGUUAUUAAAUCAAAACCAGAGAUUACAGAGAUUGUUGAUAAGGAAACUAAACCAAUACCCGAUAUCGAAUCUCUUCAACCCGAAGAAGCUACGCUAAUUCCAGACGAGGCUACAUCUGUCGACAUAAAAACUACGACUGUUAUAGAGGGUGGUAAGAAAAAGGUUACUAAAAAGAAAACAAUAAAAACUGUAAAGGACGGUAUUGAAAACGUAGAGGUUAUUGAAUCUAAACCAGAGAUUACAGAGAUUGUUGAUGAGGAAACUAAACCAUUACCCGAAAUCGAAUCCCUUAAACCCGAAGAAGCUACGCUAAUUCCAGACGAGGCUACAUCUGUCGAUAUUAAAACUACGACUGUUAUUGAGGGAGGUAAGAAGAAGGUUACUAAAAAGAAAACAAUAAAAACUGUAAAGGACGGUGUUGAAAACGUAGAGGUUAUUGAAUCUAAACCAGAGAUUACAGAGAUUGUUGAUGAGGAAACUAAACCAUUACCCGAAAUCGAAUCCCUUCAACCCGAAGAAGCUACGCUAAUUCCAGACGAGGCUACAUCUGUCGAUAUUAAAACUACGACUGUUAUAGAGGGUGGUAAGAAAAAGGUUACUAAAAAGAAAACAAUAAAAACUGUAAAGGACGGUGUGGAAAACGUAGAGGUUAUUGAAUCUAAACCAGAGAUUACAGAGAUUGUUGAUGAGGAAACUAAACCAUUACCCGAAAUCGAAUCCCUUAAACCCGAAGAAGCUUCCCUAAUUCAAGAUGAGGCUACGUCUGUCGACAUAAAAACUACCACUGUCAUUGAGGGAGGUAAGAAGAAGGUUACUAAAAAGAAAACAAUAAAAACUGUAAAGGACGGUGUUGAAAACGUAGAGGUUAUUGAAUCUAAACCAGAGAUUACAGAGAUUGUUGAUGAGGAAACUAAACCAUUACCCGAAAUCGAAUCCCUUCAACCUGAAGAAGCUACGCUAAUUCCAGACGAGGCUACAUCUGUCGAUAUUAAAACUACGACUGUUAUAGAGGGUGGUAAGAAAAAGGUUACUAAAAAGAAAACAAUAAAAACUGUAAAGGACGGUGUGGAAAACGUAGAGGUUAUUGAAUCUAAACCAGAGAUUACAGAGAUUGUAGAUGAGGAAACUAAACCAUUACCCGAAAUGGAAUCCCUUAAACACGAAGAAGCUACGCUAAUUCCAGACGAGGCUAUAUCUGUCGAUAUUAAAACUACGACUGUUAUAGAGGGUGGUAAGAAGAAGGUUACUAAAAAGAAAACAAUAAAAACUGUAAAGGAUGGUGUGGAAAACGUAGAAGUUAUUGAAUCUAAACCAGAGAUUACAGAGAUUGUAGAUGAGGAAACUAAACCAUUACCCGAAAUCGAAUCCCUUAAACCCGAAGAAGCUACGCUAAUUCCAGACGAGGCUACAUCUGUCGACAUAAAAACUACGACUGUUAUAGAGGGUGGUAAGAAAAAGGUUACUAAAAAGAAAACAAUAAAAACUGUAAAGGACGGUGUUGAAAACGUAGAGGUUAUUGAAUCUAAACCAGAGAUUACAGAGAUUGUUGAUGAGGAAACUAAACCAUUACCCGAAAUCGAAUCCCUUCAACCCGAAGAAGCUUCCCUAAUUCCAGAUGAAGCUACGUCUGUCGACAUAAAAACUACGACUGUUAUUGAGGGAGGUAAGAAGAAGGUUACUAAAAAGAAAACAAUAAAAACUGUAAAGGACGGUGUUGAAAACGUAGAGGUUAUUGAAUCAAAACCAGAGAUUACAGAGAUUGUUGAUGAGGAAACUAAGCCAAUACCCGAAAUCGAAUCCCUUAAACCCGAAGAAGCUACGCUAAUUCCAGACGAGGCUACAUCUGUCGACAUAAAAACUACGACUGUUAUAGAGGGUGGUAAGAAAAAGGUUACUAAAAAGAAAACAAUAAAAACUGUAAAGGACGGUAUUGAAAACGUAGAGGUUAUUGAAUCUAAACCAGAGAUUACAGAGAUUGUUGAUGAGGAAACUAAACCAUUACCCGAAAUCGAAUCCCUUCAACCUGAAGAAGCUACGCUAAUUCCAGACGAGGCUACAUCUGUCGAUAUUAAAAUUACGACUGUUAUAGAGGGUGGUAAGAAGAAGGUUACUAAAAAGAAAACAAUAAAAACUGUAAAGGACGGUGUGGAAAACGUAGAGGUUAUUGAAUCUAAACCAGAGAUUACAGAGAUUGUUGAUGAGGAAACUAAACCAUUACCCGAAAUCGAAUCCCUUAAACCCGAAGAAGCUACGCUAAUUCCAGACGAGGCUAUAUCUGUCGAUAUUAAAACUACGACUGUUAUAGAGGGUGGUAAGAAAAAGGUUACUAAAAAGAAAACAAUAAAAACUGUAAAGGACGGUGUGGAAAACGUAGAGGUUAUUGAAUCUAAACCAGAGAUUACAGAGAUUGUUGAUGAGGAAACUAAACCAUUACCCGAAAUCGAAUCCCUUAAACCCGAAGAAGCUACGCUAAUUCCAGACGAGGCUACAUCUGUCGAUAUUAAAACUACGACUGUUAUAGAGGGUGGUAAGAAGAAGGUUACUAAAAAGAAAACAAUAAAAACUGUAAAGGAUGGUGUGGAAAACGUAGAGGUUAUUGAAUCUAAACCAGAGAUUACAGAGAUUUUUGAUGAGGAAACUAAACCAUUACCCGAAAUCGAAUCCCUUAAACCCGAAGAAGCUACGCUAAUUCCAGAUGAGGCUACAUCUGUCGACAUAAAAACUACGACUGUUAUUGAGGGAGGUAAGAAGAAGGUUACUAAAAAGAAAACAAUAAAAACUGUAAAGGACGGUGUUGAAAACGUAGAGGUUAUUGAAUCUAAACCAGAGAUUACAGAGAUUGUUGAUGAGGAAACUAAACCAUUACCCGAAAUCGAAUCCCUUCAACCUGAAGAAGCUACGCUAAUUCCAGACGAGGCUACAUCUGUCGAUAUUAAAAUUACGACUGUUAUAGAGGGUGGUAAGAAGAAGGUUACUAAAAAGAAAACAAUAAAAACUGUAAAGGAUGGUGUGGAAAACGUAGAGGUUAUUGAAUCAAAACCAGAGAUUACAGAGAUUGUUGGUGAGGAAACUAAACCAUUACCCGAAAUCAAAUCCCUUAAACCCGAAGAAGCUACACUAAUUCCAGACGAAGCUACAUCUGUCGACAUAAAAACUACGACUGUUAUAGAGGGUGGUAAGAAAAAGGUUACUAAAAAGAAAACAAUAAAAACUGUAAAGGACGGUAUUGAAAACGUAGAGGUUAUUGAAUCUAAACCAGAGAUUACAGAGAUUGUUGAUGAGGAAACUAAACCAUUACCCGAAAUCGAAUCCCUUAAACCCGAAGAAGCUACGCUAAUUCCAGACGAGGCUACAUCUGUCGAUAUUAAAACUACGACUGUUAUAGAGGGUGGUAAGAAGAAGGUUACUAAAAUGAAAACAAUAAAAACUGUAAAGGAUGGUGUGGAAAACGUAGAGGUUAUUGAAUCUAAACCAGAGAUUACAGAGAUUUUUGAUGAGGAAACUAAACCAUUACCCGAAAUCGAAUCCCUUAAACCCGAAGAAGCUACGCUAAUUCCAGACGAGGCUACAUCUGUCGAUAUUAAAACUACGACUGUUAUUGAGGGAGGUAAGAAGAAGGUUACUAAAAAGAAAACAAUAAAAACUGUAAAGGACGGUGUUGAAAACGUAGAGGUUAUUGAAUCUAAACCAGAGAUUACAGAGAUUGUUGAUGAGGAAACUAAACCAUUACCCGAAAUCGAAUCCCUUCAACCUGAAGAAGCUACGCUAAUUCCAGACGAGGCUACAUCUGUCGAUAUUAAAACUACGACUGUUAUAGAGGGUGGUAAGAAGAAGGUUACUAAAAAGAAAACAAUAAAAACUCUAAAGGACGGUGUGGAAAACGUAGAGGUUAUUGAAUCUAACCCAGAGAUUACAGAGAUUGUUGAUGAGGAAACUAAACCAUUACCCGAAAUCGAAUCCCUUCAACCUGAAGAAGCUACGCUAAUUCCAGACGAGGCUACAUCUGUCGAUAUUAAGACUACGACUGUUAUAGAGGGUGGUAAGAAGAAGGUUACUAAAAAGAAAACAAUAAAAACUCUAAAGGACGGUGUGGAAAACGUAGAGGUUAUUGAAUCUAAACCAGAGAUUACAGAGAUUGUUGAUGAGGAAACUAAACCAUUACCCGAAAUCGAAUCCCUUCAACCCGAAGAAGCUUCCCUAAUUCCAGAUGAGGCUACGUUUGUCGACAUAAAAACUACGACUGUUAUUGAGGGAGGUAAGAAGAAGGUUACUAAAAAGAAAACAAUAAAAACUGUAAAGGACGGUGUUGAAAACGUAGAGGUUAUUGAAUCUAAACCAGAGAUUACAGAGAUUGUUGAUGAGGAAACUAAACCAUUACCCGAAAUCGAAUCCCUUAAACCCGAAGAAGCUACGCUAAUUCCAGACGAGGCUACAUCUGUCGAUAUUAAAACUACGACUGUUAUAGAGGGUGGUAAGAAGAAGGUUACUAAAAAGAAAACAAUAAAAACUGUAAAGGACGGUGAUGAAAACGUAGAGGUUAUUGAAUCUAAACCAGAGUUUACAGAGAUUGUUGAUGAGGAAUCUAAAACAUUACAUAAUUUACAUUCUCACGAUGUCGUCAAACCUUCCUUUACCUCUGAUAUUCAUCUUUCUCAAAAGCCCAUUACACAUAUUUAUGAUGACACAUCACUCACAAAUGAUAAUGUACCACAUGAUGAUAUACAUUCUACAUCACCAGUUUAUAUUUCAGACAAUCACAAGUCAGAUGAAUCAAGUAUUGAUAGUUUAUUAAAAGAAGUUAUUGACGAAAACAUCGAAUUUCCUUUAAAUUCAACUGUAACAGAUGUUGACGAUACUUCAUUAAUUGAACAAUCCAAAAUUAUCGAUAACAUUGGAACACCUACUUUUAAUGAACUAGAAAUAAAAGAAGCUUUUAUGGCUUUAAAACCAAGAAAAAAAAUGUCAUUAACUGAUGAAGAAGAAGUUGUUAAUAUUACUUAUAUUCCAAAACAGACCAAGCCUAAAGAAGUUAUAGAACAAGAAUUUAGCAUCAAAGCUCACACAUAUGAAGAGGAAGAAAUUUCUAUGACAGGCAAUGUGAAACUACGCCGAAAGUCAACAGUGGAGUGUCCUAAACAAUCAUUAACUAUAAACGAGAUUGAAAUUAAUCAAAUUAAUGAAGAAGAUCUUGAAAAACCUGAUGAACAUACAGAAGAAAUACCCAAACCUGCGGAUGAAUUUCCACAAAAAACAAUUGAAGAACCUAUAAUAAUUGAAGAAUGUACUUUAGAUAAACCUUCAACAGGGAUAUUAUAUGAUGAUCAAAGUAUAUCUGUUAUAACAGAUGUAAAAGUUGAACCGAUACGUAAACUGUCAAUUAAACAAGAAGUAGCCACAGUUGAGUUUACUUCUGAAAAAGUCGAAACUAAAGUAUCAGAAGAGGAACAGCCCUUAGAGGAGCUGGAGGUCAAAAUAAACCCUCAACGUAAAUCUUCCCAUAAGAAAGAAAUUAAAGAGAAUUUAGUAGAAGAAAGUUCUGUUGUUGUUAAACGACCAAAGAAAAAAGAAGAAAAGCCACAGGAACCAACCGAAGAAGUUAUUUCUAUUAAAGAAAUAAAAGAAACACCUGAAGAAGUUCAACCGGUAUCUGAAACAGUUGAUAUAAUGAUUGAACCUAAACGUAAACCAUCAAUUGAAAAAGAAGAAGCUGCAGAUGAGAUAACUAUUGAAAAAAUCGAAACCAUUGUACAAGGAGAAGAACAACCCUCAGAGGAAGUUGAGGUCAAAAUAAAACCUAAACGUAAACCUUCUCUUAAAAAGGAUAUUAAAGAGAAAUCGCCCGAAGAAAGUUCUGUUGUAGUUAAACGCCCAAAGAAAAAAGAAGCAGUACCACAAGAACAAGAACCAACUGAAGAAGUGUUUACUAUUAAAGAAAUAAAAGAAAAACCAGAAGAAAUUCAACAGUUAUCUGAAACGGUUGAUGUAAAGAUAGAACCUAAACGUAAACCAUCAAUUAAAAAAGAAGAAACUGCAGAUGAGAUAACUAUAGAAAAAGUCGAAACUAUUGUACAAGAAGAAGAACAACCCUCAGAGGAAGUUGAGGUCAAAAUAAAACCUAAACGUAAACCUUCUCUUAAAAAGGAUAUUAAAGAGAAAUCGCCCGAAGAAAGUUCUGUUGUAGUUAAACGCCCAAAGAAAAAAGAAGCAGUACCACAAGAACAAGAACCAACUGAAGAAGUGUUUACUAUUAAAGAAAUAAAAGAAAAACCAGAAGAAAUUCAACAGUUAUCUGAAACUGUUGAUGUAAAGAUAGAACCUAAACGUAAACCAUCAAUUAAAAAAGAAGAAGCUGCAGAUGAGAUAACUAUUGAAAAAUUCGAAACCAUUGUACAAGAAGAAGAACAACCCUCAGAGGAAGUUGAGGUCAAAAUAAAACCUAAACGUAAACCUUCUCUUAAAAAAGACAUUAAAGAGAAAUCGCCCGAAGAAAGUUCUGUUGUAGUUAAACGCCCAAAGAAAAAAGAAGCAGUACCACAAGAACAAGAACCAACUGAAGAAGUGUUUACUAUUAAAGAAAUAAAAGAAAAACCAGAAGAAAUUCAACAGUUAUCUGAAACGGUUGAUGUAAAGAUAGAAGCUGAACGUAAACUAUCAAUUAAAAAAGAAGAAGCUGCAGAUGAGAUAACUAUAGAAAAAGUCGAAACUAUUGUACAAGAAGAAGAACAACCCUCAGAGGAAGUUGAGGUCAAAAUAAAACCUAAACGUAAACCUUCUCUUAAAAAGGAUAUUAAAGAGAAAUCGCCCGAAGAAAGUUCUGUUGUAGUUAAACGCCCAAAGAAAAAAGAAGCAGUACCACAAGAACAAAAACCAACUGAAGAAGUGUUUACUAUUAAAGAAAUAAAAGAAAAACCAGAAGAAAUUCAACAGUUAUCUGAAACGGUUGAUGUAAAGAUAGAACCUGAACGUAAACUAUCAAUUAAAAAAGAAGAAGCUGCAGAUGAGAUAACUAUAGAAAAAGUCGAAACUAUUGUACAAGAAGAAGAACAACCCUCAGAGGAAGUUGAGGUCAAAAUAAAACCUAAACGUAAACCUUCUCUUAAAAAAGACAUUAAAGAGAAAUCGCCCGAAGAAAGUUCUGUUGUAGUUAAACGCCCAAAGAAAAAAGAAGCAGUACCACAAGAACAAGAACCAACUGAAGAAGUGUUUACUAUUAAAGAAAUAAAAGAAAAACCAGAAGAAAUUCAACAGUUAUCUGAAACGGUUGAUGUAAAGAUAGAACCUAAACGUAAACCAUCAAUUAAAAAAGAAGAAGCUGCAGAUGAGAUAACUAUAGAAAAAGUCGAAACUAUUGUACAAGAAGAAGAACAACCCUCAGAGGAAGUUGAGGUCAAAAUAAAACCUAAACGUAAACCUUCUCUUAAAAAGGAUGUUAAAGAGAAAUCGCCCGAAGAAAGUUCUGUUGUAGUUAAACGCCCAAAGAAAAAAGAAGCAGUACCACAAGAACAAAAACCAACUGAAGAAGUGUUUACUAUUAAAGAAAUAAAAGAAAAACCAGAAGAAAUUCAACAGUUAUCUGAAACGGUUGAUGUAAAGAUAGAACCUAAACGUAAACCAUCAAUUAAAAAAGAAGAAGCUGCAGAUGAGAUAACUAUAGAAAAAGUCGAAACUUUUGUACAAGAAGAAGAACAACCCUCAGAGGAAGUUGAGGUCAAAAUAAAACCUAAACGUAAACCUUCUCUUAAAAAGGACAUUAAAGAGAAAUCGCCCGAAGAAAGUUCUGUUGUAGUUAAACGCCCAAAGAAAAAAGAAGCAGUACCACAAGAACAAGAACCAACUGAAGAAGUGUUUACUAUUAAAGAAAUAAAAGAAAAACCAGAACAAAUUCAACAGUUAUCUGAAACGGUUGAUGUAAAGAUAGAACCUAAACGUAAACCAUCAAUUAAAAAAGAAGAAGCUGCAGAUGAGAUAACUAUAGAAAAAGUCGAAACUAUUGUACAAGAAGAAGAACAACCCUCAGAGGAAGUUGAGGUCAAAAUAAAACCUAAACGUAAACCUUCUCUUAAAAAGGACAUUAAAGAGAAAUCGCCCGAAGAAAGUUCUGUUGUAGUUAAACGCCCAAAGAAAAAAGAAGCAGUACCGCAAGAACAAGAAUCAACUGAGGAAGUUUUUACUAUUAAAGAAAUAAAAGAUAAACCAGAAGAAAUUCAACAGAUAUCUGAAACGGUUGAUGUAAAGAUAGAACCUAAACGUAAACCAUCAAUUAAAAAAGAGGAAGCUGCAGAUGAGAUAACUAUUGAAAAAUUCGAAACCAUUGUACAAGGAGAAGAACAACCCUCUGAGGAAGUUGAGGACAAAAUAAAACCUAAACGUAAACCUUCUAUUAAAAAGGACAUUAAAGAGAAAUCGCCCGAAGAAAGUUCUGUUGUAGUUAAACGCCCAAAGAAAAAAGAAGCAGUACCGCAAGAACAAGAAUCAACUGAGGAAGUUUUUACUAUUAAAGAAAUAAAAGAUAAACCAGAAGAAAUUCAACAGAUAUCUGAAACGGUUGAUGUAAAGAUAGAACCUAAACGUAAACCAUCAAUUAAAAAAGAGGAAGCUGCAGAUGAGAUAACUAUUGAAAAAUUCGAAACCAUUGUACAAGGAGAAGAACAACCCUCUGAGGAAGUUGAGGACAAAAUAAAACCUAAACGUAAACCUUCUCUUAAAAAGGACAUUAAAGAGAAAUCGCCCGAAGAAAGUUCUGUUGUAGUUAAACGCCCAAAGAAAAAAGAAGCAGUACCUCAAGAACAAGAAUCAACUGAAGAAGUUUUUACUAUUAAAGAAAUAAAAGAUAAACCAGAAGAAAUUCAACAGAUAUCUGAAACUGUUGAUGUAAAGAUAGAACCUAAACGUAAACCAUCAAUUAAAAAAGAGGAAGCUGCAGAUGAGAUAACUAUUGAAAAAUUCGAAACCAUUGUACAAGAAGAAGAACAACCCUCUGAGGAAGUUGAGGACAAAAUAAAACCUAAACGUAAACCUUCUCUUAAAAAGGACAUUAAAGAGAAAUCGCCCGAAGAAAGUUCUGUUGUAGUUAAACGCCCAAAGAAAAAAGAAGCAGUACCUCAAGAACAAGAAUCAACUGAAGAAGUUUUUACUAUUAAAGAAAUAAAAGAUAAACCAGAAGAAAUUCAACAGAUAUCUGAAACUGUUGAUGUAAAGAUAGAACCUAAACGUAAACCAUCAAUUAAAAAAGAGGAAGCUGCAGAUGAGAUAACUAUUGAAAAAUUCGAAACCAUUGUACAAGAAGAAGAACAACCCUCAGAGGAAGUUGAGGUCAAAAUAAAACCUAAACGUAAACCUUCUAUUAAAAAGGACAUUAAAGAGAAAUCGCCCGAAGAAAGUUCUGUUGUAGUUAAACGCCCAAAGAAAAAAGAAGCAGUACCGCAAGAACAAGAAUCAACUGAAGAAGUUUUUACUAUUAAAGAAAUAAAAGAUAAACCAGAAGAAAUUCAACAGAUAUCUGAAACUGUUGAUGUAAAGAUAGAACCUAAACGUAAACCUUCAUUUAAAAAAGAAGAAGCGGCAGAUGAGAUAACUAUUGUAAAAGAAGAAGAACAACCCAUAGAGGAAGUUGAGGUCAAAUUAAAAUCUAAACGUAAACCUUCUUUUGAAGAGGAAUCCAAAGAGAAAUCUUUCGAUGAAGCUUCUGUUAUAGUUAAACGUCCGAAGAAAAGAUUAGAAAAACCGAUAGAAGUAGAUGAGACUGAUGAAGUGUUUACAGUUAAGAAAACACUAGAGAAGCCUUGUAUGUUGAACGAUGAAUUCUCUGAAACUGUAGAAUUUAAAAUAAAACCUAAACAAAGUUCCUCGUCUUAUAAUGUUGAUGAAGGAACUGAGGAGUUAUUUAAAAUAGAUUUAAAACCCAAAAAAGAAUUACAAGAUAUAAUUAUUUACGAAGAAGAGUCGUUAGAUUUUAAGGUUAAACGAAAACCAUCAAUACAGUCCUUCAGCCAAGAUGGAGCUGAGCUGAAAAUAGUUCAAGAAAAAGACGUUUUUUUGAAGGAUAAUAACAUUUUACAAGAAGAUAGUCAUGAUGGUGAAAUAAUGUUUGCAAUCCGCUCAUAUAUUGCUGAAAAUGAAGAUGCUUUAGACUUAGUUGAAGGAGAAAAAGUCUAUGUUAUAGAAAGUAAUAACCAAGAUUGGUGGUUUGUUAAAAAACAUUUAACGGAAGAAAAAGGCUGGGUUCCUUCUAUUUACUUAAGAGAUGAAACCAGUUACAUGCGGUACGUGCAAAAGAAAUUACAUGAAAAGAUUGAUAAACUGCCAAUUUUCCAAAGACAUGCUUCAAAUGAAAAACCUUCAGCUCCACGUUUUGUAGAAAAACUUCAACCCAAGCAUGUACCAGAUGGUGGUACAGUUCAGUUUGAGUGUCACGUAGAAGGAAAUCCUAGACCACAAAUUACAUGGUUUAGGCAAACGGCAAUAAUUAAACCAUCUCAAGAUUUCCAAAUAUUCUAUGAUGAAGAUAAUGUUGCAACGUUAAUAAUAAGAGAAAUUUUUCCUGAAGAUGCAGGUACAUUCACUUGUGUUGCUAAAAAUAUAGCCGGAUUUGCAUCUAGUACAACAGAAUUAACCGUUGAAGCACCAUUAUCAGACCAUGGCUCUGAUGUAACAGGUCUUUCCAGAAAGAGCAUGUCUAGAGAAUCAUCAUUAGCUGAUAUACUAGAAGGUAUACCCCCUACAUUUUCUCGUAAACCAAAAGCCACAUGUACAUCAGAGCAUUCAGAUGUUAUACUUGAAUGUCGUCUUGUAGCUGUGCCAGAGCCAGACAUAUUUUGGCAUUAUAAUGGUAGAGAAAUUUCGAUUACCGAUUCUAUAAAAGUGAAUACAUACUCAGAUAUGCACUUCUACGUGAGCAGCAUUAAAAUUAAUGACGUCCUAAAGACUCAAGAAGGUAUAUACACUGUAAUAGCAAGAAAUAGAGAAGGUGAGGCUAAAAUGGAUUUAGUGCUCAAAGUAAAAACUGGUUUACCAGAGAAACCACAAAUACUUGAACCUCUUUACGAUAUAACUAUAAAUGAGGGUGAGACUGCAGUGUUAAGUACUCAAAUUAGUGGAGAGCCACAGCCUAUGGUCGAAUGGCUAAAAAACAGUAAAAAAAUAACUGAUAUCAAAACUGUUGUGACCAAAGAUGGAAUUCAUUCAUUAACCAUUAAUAAUCCAACUCCUCGUGAUUCCGCAAAAUACACUGUAAUAGCUUCAAACAAACUUGGUAGUGCACAAACUACGUGUUUCCUGGCAGUUGAAGAACUCCCUGGACCACAAGCGCCAUUGUUUAUUGAACGUUUCCAAGAACAAACCGUCAAAGAAAAAGGAACUAUUACAUUGAUUGCUAAGGUAACCGGAAAUCCAGUCCCAAUAGUUUCUUGGUUUAGAAAUAAUAAACCAUUACUUGCUUCGUCCAAGAAAAAAGAAGUAUUUGAUGGUGAAAAUAUAGUUUUGGAAAUCAUAAAUGCUGAUAGUGAAGAAGAUGCCGGCGAUUACAAAUGUGUAGCAACAAACACAUUCGGCACCGCCACACAUGGUGCUAGAGUGUCGGUUGAUGUACCACAAGUGAAAUUCACGCAACCACUGUCAGAUAUAGAAGUUGAUGAAAAACAAGCAAUUUAUUUGGAAUGUGAAACAUCACACACAGUUUCCACAAAAUGGCAAUUGAAUGGCAAAGACCUUACUGGUAUGGACCAUCGAGAAUUGCACCAAGAAGGACGAUUCCAUCGGUUAAUUAUCAAAAAGUCGAGCAUUCUUGAUUCCGGAAAAUACACUUGUUUGGUUAAAGACCAGAUUACUUCCUGCACAGUAGUAGUUCACGACGUGAAAGCAGAAUUCGUUAAGAAACUUGAAGAUGUAGAAGUAAAAGAAAACGAUUGUGCAAUAUUGGAGGUAGAAGUUUCUUCGGAAACUGUGAAUGUUACUUGGCACAAGAACGGCGAAAUGCUUACGGAUGGUAUGAAAAAUAAAAUAUUCUUUGAAAAGGAAGGUCAAACACGUAAGCUAAUUAUUCGAAGCAUAUCUGUUCACGAUGACGGCGAAUAUACGUGUUCGUUAGGUGAACAAGAAUGUACAGCAGAAAUAAAUGUUAUAGAACUUGCACCACAAAUAAUAAAAAAACUAAAAGAUCAAAAAGUGGCUACUGGUGAACAAGUGUUAUUUGAAAUAGAAUUAACUAAAGGUGAUGCUUUAGUUAAAUGGACAAAAGAUGGCAAAGAAUUACACUUAAAUAAUAAUGUAAGAUUAACCAUCGAUGGCAAACGACAGAAAUUAGAGAUAGUCAAUGCUACAAAAACUGAUACUGGAGUUUAUGGAUGUCAAGUUCAUGAACAAACUUGUACAGCAAAAUUAACUGUCGAAGAACCAAAAGCCAGUUUUGUAAAAAAAUUACCUGAUAUCACACUCGCCGUUCAAGGUAGUGAUAUUAAACUAACAGUCGAGCUUUCCAAACCGGAUGUACCAGUAAAAUGGCUAAGAUCAGGUAAAGUGAUUAAGGAAUCAGACAAAUAUGAAAUUAUUUCUGAAGGAGCCGUCCACACUCUAGUUAUUAAAAAACCUACUACUGAUGAUGAAGCAGAAUAUAUUUGUACGGCUGUGAACGUAAAAACAUCAACGAAAUUAAAAGUUGAAGUUAAAGAAGAACCACCCAAAAUAAAUAACCUUCCAAAAGAAUAUCGUUUGAAAAAUGGGGAAGAUCUAAACAUGAAUGUAACAUUUACAUCAACAAUGAUGCCGACAGUAGAAUGGUUUAUCAACGGAAGCGUCCUAAUAAAAUCAAAUAGAGUGUCCUAUUCUAUUAGUGAAUCAUCAGUGAGUUUAACGAUAACGAAGAUCGAAGAAGUAGACACCGGUGUCUUAACUUUAAAAUUAAAAAAUAUUUACGGGGAAACUACAGCAGACAUGGACAUUGUUGUUAUCAAAUUACCUGGUGAACCGGGAGUUCCAGACGUUAUAGAAGUCACAGACACUUCUGUCACACUUCAUUGGAAACCUCCACAAUUUGAUGGAAAUUCGCCAAUUGAGGGUUACAUUGUUGAAUAUCAUGACAAAGAUGAAUUUAUGGUAUGGCAUAAGGUACAAGUAACAGAUACCACACAUGAAGUCAUAAAUUUAGUAACUGGACAUGAAGUAAUGUUCAAAGUGGCAGCGAUAAACUGUGCUGGAAUAGGACCGGCAUCGCACAAUACAAAAUAUGUUAAGAUGGCAAGUCCCGGGUCAUUUACUCCCCCUGUCAUUCAGGAACCCUUAUCUGACUUAUCAAUUGGAAUGGGUAAAUCGGCAGUUCUUCAGUGUGUUAUUACUGGAAAACCCACUCCGGAUAUUAAAUGGCUUAAGAACAAAACCGUAUACAAAACAAAGACAACGUCCUUUGAAAACCAUGUGGCUAAGUUGAUGAUCGCCGAGUGCAAUGAAUCUACACCAGGAACUUACACGUGCCAAGCGACCAACGGAGCGGGUACUGCGCAAACAUCGUGCAAACUCAGCGUACAAGAUGUACCUAAAAUUGAAGUCCAUGAAUCGGAGACUUCACAAAUGAUUAGAGUGCGAAAUCAAUGGAAGGUCAAAGCUACGUACAAAGGUUAUCCAAAGCCAACCAUUUCGUGGCAAAAGAACAGUGUACCAUUACCCGUGUCUGAUAAACACAUAAGUGUAUACGACGACGAAGACGAAUGGUCAUCGACAAUAGCUAUUUACUCAGUGGAAAGACCGGACACUGGCGUGUAUACAAUUACCGCGUCGAACGCAGCCGGCACGGCUACGUGCAAUCUGAACCUCAAAGUUAUUGAGCCGGCUAAGGACGAUAAACCAAGCGCACCGCAAGGUCCAAUGCGCAUUAAAGAAAUAAACUCGGACUCUGUGACAAUCGAGUGGAACAAACCAUCCGAUGACGGUGGUUUGGACAUAUCAUCAUACCAGAUUGAAAGGUGCAACGUUGGCAAGAUGAUCUGGUCUAAGGUAGCCGACGUAGACCAUGACGUAUCAGCAUACAGCGUGCAAAAGUUACACGAAGACGCCGAGUACAUGUUUAGAGUUUGCGCUCAAAACGCUGUUGGCGCAUCAGACUUUUUGGAUAGCGAACCUGUUACCGUUAAGUGUCGAUACCAUAAACCGUCGGCACCACAGGGCCCAUUACAGAUCACGGGUGUGACGGAUACAUCUUUGACAAUCGCUUGGUUACCACCUUUCGAUAAUGGUGGAAUAGCAAUCGAAGACUAUUGCGUAGAAAUCAAGGAAGUAGACAAAAAAGCUUGGAGAAAGAUAAGUUCCACAAAAGAUUUACACUUAAAGGUGUCGGACUUGAAGAAAGGAUCGUCCUACGACAUCAGGAUUAUCGCUAGGAAUCACGUGGGAUACGGGAAACCGUAUCAACCAGACGAACCUAUUGUGGCCGGCAAGCGCAUAAGCUUUAGAAAUGGAAUAUCCGAUGAAACAUUAUACGUACUUAUGGGAAUAUUCCCAACCAAAUCAAGAGCUUCUGCUUCGCCGUCCCCGCCCACGGAAUUCACUGUGAGUGACAUUACCAGCAAAACCGUUACGUUACAUUGGGGACUACCAGAAAGUAAUGGUGGAUCUGAAAUCACAGGCUAUGUGAUUGAAAAACAGCUGAACACGACGAACAAAUGGUUCAAAGUAGCUACGCUAGAACCGACUACAAUGAAAUAUUGCGUAGAAAACUUGAAAGAAAAAUCGGAAUAUUAUUUCAAGAUUUAUGCGGAAAAUUGCAUCGGCCUAAGUCAACCGGUUGAAACGAAAUUAGUCAGUCUGUUAACCCAUGCUACCGUACCCUCGCCUCCCACUGCUCCGCUUGAAGUUCGAAAUCUGAGUUCCAACGCAGUAAUAGUAGAAUGGGGUGUACCGGAAACGGACGGCGGUGCACCGCUGCUGGGUUAUAACAUAGCGAUUCGGGACGAGAAGAAAACUAUGUGGAUGGAAGUUGGACGUGUGGACACGGACGUACAAAAAUUCAAUAUCAAAGAUUUACAGGAGAACCAUAGGUAUCACAUUAGGAUAUUGGCUAAAAACGAAGUGGGUGUCAGUGAGCCACUAGAAACUGAAGAACCGUACACCGUGCAAAAACCGACAGAUUAUUACGAGUCGGACGUUGAAGAAUCGGUCAUGGAAUCCAAACCGUCUCUGACGCAAACGUCGGAAACCACUACGUCAUGGCUCAGAGAAAACAAUAUGGACGCUGACAUAUCGUCAUAUUCGAAUGCUGCGUUAUUGAAGAGGAGUGAAUACUUUUUCCGCAUUUGGUAUUACGCGAGAACAUUAUUCAAAUAAUAGACACUCAUCAUUAUUGUUUUUAUUAUUAUUAUUAUUAUUAUUAUUAAUAUUAUUACCUAUUUUUAUUAUUACCUAUUACCCUUUAUUAUUAGGUACCUAUUUUUAUUGUCAAACUAACGCCAACAUACGAAUGAGGUGAAAAUGUUUAGUAUCGACGUUCCCUGAGUCGAGACGAGACGUUUUCACAAAUUUCUAUGUUAUUGUUUUGUUUUUUUUUUUUAAUGAUUGUGAUAAAAAAAUUUCUUUUUAAUUUUAGUUUUUUAGCUUAAUGAUUCCCUACCCUUUCCAAAUCCCUGUUAUUAAUUAUCUAAUAUGUGUUUUAAUUUAUAAAAAAAAACGGUGGUAACUUAAAUUACGUAUUAUUUAUAAAUUAAUUCACAUAUAAUC